GCCCGCGGCCAGCUAAUACGCCCCGCGGCCGGGCGAGGCAGGAACUUCGCCGGCGCUGCGCUCAGUCCAGGAACAACGAUGCCCUCGCCCGCAUCAUGAGCCGCUGGUCUGCUUCCCAGGGGGUGGUGCUCACAGCCUAUCACCCCAGCAGCGCCGAUGCCGAGGCGCCGGGAAGCAGCGCCAAGGAGGCGGCGGGCGCGUCCCCCGUAAGGUAAGGAAGGGGCGCCCGCGGCAACUGCGCGGGUGGUUCUCGUGGAGGAGGACAAGGGAGGGCUGCCUGCCUGCCUGCUUACCUGUUGACGUAGGCAGGGUGGCUGGAGCCAGGUACAAAAGGCUGCCUCUCUCGAAGGGCUGCGUCAGGCCAUGUGACCAAAGUUUAAAGGACGGUCAGGAGGAAUGCCAGCAGCUCCACCACCCUGGGGCGCGGCUGCCGAGCGUGCAACAGGUGGAAAGCGAAGGCUAAUGCUGGCUGGGGUUUGUAAACCGCUUGGAGCGCUUGUUUUGCUUUGUUCUGUACGAGCAAGCGGCGUAUAAAUUUUGUGUGGGGGGGAGAGGAGGAAUAAGAUAGUGUACUAAAUACUGGAGGGUAGCGCACCCAAAGCAAAAGUCCUGAAGUUCAGCCAGCGGCACCUGCAUGUUCGAUUUCUGGAGGAGAAAUAACAUCGUCUGGCCCUUACACUCCGAUCCUAAGCAUGUUUUCCUCUAAAUGUGUCAUGCCGAUUUUGAGUUUAUUUCGAUGUAGGCAUUAUUUAUUUCUUAUUUAGCAUGAUUAGUAUGCUACUUGACGAAACAUUAACUAUCUAAGAGGUUUACCUAGAAUUAGUCUUCUUUCAAUUUCUCUUAUAAAUGUAGUUAUAAAAAAUUAUGUGUGAAAAGGGAUUUUCCUUCCAAGUAACUACAAGGAUCCAGCAAUGAAUGGAAGGUGUUGGUGGGGGGAAAGCUGAGCUACCUUAUGGCAGAGGGAGGCACUAGCUUUCUGUUCAUUCUCUUCUGGGACUGCCUAUGGAAAAAAGAAACAGCAUUUUGUAUUGUUAAAAGGAAGAACACACACAUUUAAACCGCUUUCAAUAAUUAUUUCUAAGAAUAGCAAGAGUAAAUUAUUAGGCUAUUUUACAAGUACAAAUAUCCCCUUUCCCAUUGCUUGUCGUGGUGCAAACAGUAUUUCCUGCAAUGUGCGCUUUGGUUCCCCCUCCCCAUCGUUUCCCCCCAAUGAGCUCAAUACAUUUUUAUUACUCUGAGGUGUGUGUCAAAAUACUGACUGCAUAAACUAGAGGCAGACAGGAAAGCUUGCUUGAAAAUAGAAUGAAUACUCUUGGAGUGGAGUCUUUUGCUCCUGAAGGCACCUAUGUGGGGUUUGGGAGGAAAGACAAGUGUGAAGUAGAACAGUUUCAACAGGAUUGGGGCAUAUUCAACCUCUGUUCACUGUGUCCUGAUAUAGGUGUGUGUUUCAAGGAAAGCGGGUUUUCUUACAAUAGCAGGUUUUAGUUUGUAAUGAUGAUUCUUAUUCCAGGGUGGGGGACCUCAAUACUUAAGAGGGCCUAUUUGUCUGACCCUCAGGACUCUUCCUGGGCCAUGACCUGCCUCAGGCUAGAUUCCUCACUGGUACUCCUCUGCACUCUACUCAGUUCCUUCUGCCUCCCUAGAAUGUGUCUUCAAACUGAUCUAAUACCUCUUCCUAGAUGGAGAGUCAGUCUCUCUCUCUCUCUCUCUCUCUCUCUCUCUGUGUGUGUGUGUGUGUGUGUGUGUAGAGAAAUGCCUGGUUUUUGUGUGGCUGGAAUGGCAAUAGUAUUAAUACAAAUAAAUGGUGUGACUGUACUUGGAAUCCUGUGUACAUGUCUGGUCACCUCACCUCAAAAAGGAUAUUAGAGCUGGAAAAGGUGUGUAAAAGAACAACCAAAAUGAUUAUCGGAUUGGAAGAAUUGCCCUAUGAGGAAAAGUUACUACUUUUUAGUUUAGAGAAAAGGCAAGUAGGGGGAGGGGUUAUGAUAGAGCGAUACAGAAUUAUACAUGGUGUGGAUAAAGUGUACAGAGAAAUGUUUUUCUCCCACCCUCUCAAUACUAGAACCUGGGGCAGUGCAAAGAAGCUGAAUGUUGGAAGUUGCAUGACAGACACAAGGAAGUACUUUUUCACGUGGCUUAAAUGGCUUUACAAGAGAAUUAGACAAAUUCAUGGCGAAUAAGGCUCUCAGCGGCUGCUAACCACAAUGGCUAUGUUCUGCUUCCACGGUUGGAGCCAGUAUGCGUCUGAAUACUAGGUGCCGGGAAUCACAGGUGGGAAGAGUGUUUUGCUCAGAGCCUGCUUUGGGUCUUCCCAUAGGCAUCUCAUUGGCCACUGUGAGAACAGAGUGCUGGACCAGACAGUCCUUUGGCCUGAUCCAGCAGGCUCCAUUCACUUUUGCCUGUACUCCUUGCAUGUUGUUGGCCUAUAAAUAAAUAAACUCAGAUUUAUUAAGGCAAGAACCUUUAUUACACGAACCAAAAAGUCACAAAGCAGUGUGCCAGCUUUUGAAUCCCCCUUGAUCAGGACACAGGGUGCGCUGUGGGUUAAACCACAGAGCCUUGGGCUUGCCAAUCAGAAGGUCGGUGGUUCGAAUCCCUGUGAUGGGGUGAGCUCCCGUUGUUCGGUCCCUGCUCCUGCCAACCUAGCAGUUCGAAAGUACGUCAAAGUGCAAGUAGAUAAAUAGGUAAACCGUGUUUCCGUGCGCUGCUCUAGUUCGCCAGAAGCAGCUUAGGCAUGCUGGCCACAUGAGCUGUAUGCCGGCGCCCUCGGCCUAUAGAGUGAGAUGAAUGCACAACCCCAGAGUCAUCCGCGACUGGACCUAAUGGUCAUGGGUAUCUUUACCUUUACCUCUACCUAAUCAGGCUAGUUGUUAAGAAACAACAACACCGGGGGACGGGGGAGACCAGCCUGCUGGUGGUAAUCAAGCCACCUACACCUGCAACCUGUGAGUUCUAAGAUGGAUCACGGCAGGAUCUGGUGGACAUUCAAAUGAGGCCCCUUCAGGUGCUUUUGGGUUUCAUGUUGCAUCCCUCUUGAGAAGAAACUUAUAGUGGUGGAGUCCCUGUCUCUGCAGAUAUAGUGACCAGCUAUUGCUACAGCUGUUGCCGCAAAUAAUCUUGAUGAGAUCAGCGCCUGUGUUGCUAAAUUGAAAUUUCGAGUUGAGCAUCUGAAUCCCAUGAGCCUGCCAGCAUUGUUACAGUGUCACUAAGCACUCCUUCUCUGGGAUGGGAAGGAAGUCACUUCCUCUUGAGCGGCUGCUUUUUCUAAUCCUCCCCCACACCAGAUGUGCUUAAUAAGGCUUCAUUCCAAGGAAGCAUUUGAGCGCUUAGUUUUACACCGCUUUCCUCACAAGCCCAAAGUUAUGUCCAGAUGCAAUAUGAGGUUAUUUUGAAUUGACAUGAAGAAAUGUUGUUAGGCUGUUUGAAUGCUUAGCAUACACUUUUUAUGAUAAUCUGCAUGGGAUUUAUUGUGCGAAGCAAGAUGCAAGGGUUUCAUGGUUGUCCCCCCUCCCGAAGCCCAGCUGGGUUUUCUGUUGCUUUAACAUGGUUAAUCAGGUUCUAAUCCAAUUCAUAAAACUUGAGCAAUGGAAAAUGAAAAUGGGGCUUGUGUGUAUGGAAUCCGUUACGCUAGCAACUGUAAACUUAAGUGUCGUCAAAUUAGAAUUCCAAUAUAGGAAAAACAGCUGUGUACUGCAGUGUAGUAGAGUUCUGCAGAUACUCUGGAAAAGUGCAAUCUGAGAUCAGAGUUGUAUGUUUUUCCCUAUUUGGGAAUGGCACCUCCAGGAAGUGAUUUGGAGUGGGAAAACGACACAGGGUUAUCCCUUUUCAUCUGGCACCCCCCUCUACCCUUGUAUUUGCCCUAAUUUUUUUUAAAAAAACCCAUUGGGAGUUCCAGUCAUAGAUCUCUUGCUGCCACGUUUCGUUUGGUAUGGCUGUUUCACAUUGCCAUGUGGGAUAGUGCCAGCUACUUGGUCUCCAGGAGAACAAGUGAAACAGAUUUGGUGAGAAUGAAUCAUGUGUCUUAUCUGAUAUGUCAGAGGUUACAGUGAUACUUAGACCUGCAGUAAAGUGAUGAGAUUAAAAAUGUGCCAACAAGUGUUGCUCGUUGAUAAGGUAGCAAUGUGAUAUGUAUAGAAUCACAUCUUCACUUGUAAAGAAUUUUUUUUUUGCUGCUAUACUGUUAUAUAUGUCCUUUUAGGAUAAAAAGAAUGAUAUCUGAUGGUUCUGAAAUGCUUUUGAAUUCCAUGUGAUUAUUCUGAAGUAAAUGGUUAUAUUGGUACAUCUUGAUACGAACUGCCCUUUUGCUGUGCAGCUGGAUUUGUAAGAGCCAUGUGUGCUCUGACAAAUGAUGGUUUGUCAUGGUUUUAUUCCCAGGACAAAAGUACAUGUGAUGCAUGUGAUCAUCUGUAGUCAGGGGACUUAUUUCUGACUAAACAUGUCUCUUGCAUAGAGGAGGCAAAAGUUUGUGGAGCACAACUAGGCAGAGGAUUAUCGUGGUGGGCCAGGAGAAGCAUUUUUUCCCUACCUAUUCAUAUAUGAAAAUGCUGCAUUGGCUUUUCCAGUCUCUGUUGGGGUCCUAAAAGGAUCUGUUGUUGGUUCUAUGCUCUUUCCAUGUUGUCCAUGGGUGACCUCAUCAAAUCCCAGGCCUUACAGUGUCACCUAAAUGCAGAUAAUGUCCAGCUUCCUCUACCCCAGAACUGCUUCUCCAGAACUCGGGUCUCACAUCUCCAACUGUCUCUGUUUGGAUGCUCUCUCUUUUGUGUCCAAGACUAGACUUCUUGUCAACCUUCGUGUGCUGUCUGGCCCCCACCACUGGCAUUCCUAUGAAGGAACGUGGCCUUGGGCUGAAAAAGGUUCACCAUCCCUUUUUUACCUGCAAGGAAAAUUCAGGCAGAAUAAACAGAAAGAACUAGAGGAUAUGAUAGAUAAUAGACCUCGUUUGAUCUUAGAUAACAGACCUCUUAGGAUCUGUUCUGAGGGGAAACGUUUUAAUAGUAUUUUUGAGAUGAAUAGAUUUCGUAUGAAAGAUUUUAUGGUAGCCUUUUCUAAUAGAAAUUUUAUGUAGAAAGUUUGUCUCAAUAAUGUCAAGGCCAAUGGCUAGUGCAAUAUUUAAUGAUGCUAAGAAACUAUUAUGCUGCAAGCCUGUUCCCAUUUAUUUAUAAAAUAUUUCUUAUCCACUUUUCAGCAUAAGGUCUCAGAGUGCAUUACAACCAUAUAAUCACAUAACAUUAAAAUCCAAUAAAGCAAAUGAAAACAAACCAAAGAAUGUGCAUCAAACAAUAGAGGUGGGUCACAAAAAAACAAAAUACCUUAACUGUCAAAGGCCUAGGGUAAAGAGUUGUGACUUCAGCAAAUGACAGAAACUAUGAAGAUUAAUAUUGAUUCACCUCCAUUGGAAUGGAUUUCUGCAUUUUGGAAGCUGCCCCAAAGAAUGCAGUGCUCUGUGCUUCCAGGGGUGGUUAAACUGCCACCUUAACACCUCGGAGAGUCUAUAGGGUAGGAGGCAGUCCUUCAGAUAUUUGGGACCUAAAUCGUUUAGGGGUUAAACACCAAUGUGAGCACGUUUAGUUGGGCCUGGAAACUUAUUUAAGAGUAAGCCCCCUUGAUCUCUGCAGGACUUGUAUCUGAGAUGUGCAUAGUAUUGCACUCUUGUAAUGCUGCGUGAGAAGGGACAGUGUUUGUGAAGACACAAUGAGUAACCUGUUGGCCUUGCGUGCUUGAACUCUGUUCAUUUGAUAGCCAAAUUCUGCUAAGCAACCUUUUAACAAUAGAAGCUGGAGCCAAUAGGAUAAUGGCAUGGACAAAAACUGCUGUCUAGGCUGUCUUAACACAGAGACAGAUGCUAUGAAAAUGAAGGGCUGAAUUUCUGAACUGCUGACAUUUGAAUGAUCACCAAGCUACUGAAUCCUUGAUGAAACAUCAUCUUGUGCCUGUUCAAACUUCUGGACAGUCUUCUCUCAUUGACAAUUUGUAAAUUUUCCCUCAGGUUGUUGGUGUAUUUUUAACUUGUGCACUAUGUUUUUCACUCACUCACCAACUAAUCAGCUAAUGCUUUCUCCACCUAGAUUUGCCAACAGUUUGCAGCCUUCUAUAAUCAGUUGUAGAUACCAAAAUUUAUUAUCGUAUACCUGUCUGUGCUUUUGAACAUGAGUGUAUUGUAAGAUGGAGCCUGGUGUCAGAGGGCACAGGUGUACAUUUCCAGUGUAGCCUGAUGUUCAGCUCUGAAUUGCCAGUGUUCUCUAAACCUGUUGGUUUUACGCCACUCCUGCCCUCCAAUUUUUUAGCAGAAAAAUAAUGCCAGAUAGAUAAGUCUUUUACUUCCACUUUAUCCAGAAUUGUUUCUGCCCAGUUGUUGAUGCAUCAUCUUAAAAUACUUUGUUCCCAACUACUGAAAAAAAACACAAUUGUUUGGUGUAAUAAAUCUGUUGUGUAAUGGCACACAACUGGUUUUAUCAUUAACAUACCUUGGCAUUGUUACUCAAAAAUAAAUGUAUUUGAUUUUUUUCCUUUUAAGGCAUUGUUCAGAUCAAGUUUUCCUGUUUCCUUUUAAAUUAACAAUGGCUUCUUCAUCUACAGGAAAUAAGGUGGAUUUUGUUACAAGCAUCUGUCCCACAGAUCCCACAGAUAAAUAAACACAUGUUCAUAAAAUAUGAAGUGGAGGAAGAGGCUAUAAAUUAUAGCCUCUUCCUUCACUUCAAAUUUUAAUGAUUUAAGCAAAAUGCAUUAGGUGAGGUUGAUUUACACCACAGGAGAAAGAUUGUAUGGAACUUGAUAUAAGCCCUGUGCUCCAUGUUCUUAAAAGUGUGUAUGCUGAACUUGUGUAAGAGCAAAGGUGGUUUUAGGGUAGUGUGACUGGUUUGGCAGGACUGGGUACCAGUGCCAUUGGGACCCACAACAGUGAUGUAGAAAGGAGCUUGAUAGGUAAGGGAGCGCUGAAUUUUAGCAUAACACAGGGCACUGCUGAAAUUUGAGAGCUGCUGGUAAGAGCAAGAUCCUGUCUUGAUCAGUGCACUCUCCAAUAUAAGUGACUUCAAAAUGCAUUUUGUGUAAAGGUUUCUGCCCCUGUUGGCCUAAAAUAAAGAUUCCACCUUCAAAAGCCAAUAGUAAAUAUGUGUAAAAUUCUGGUUACCUCAUCUGGUUUCCUGCUUGGCAGGGGGUUGGACUCGAUGGCCCUUGUGGUCUCUUCCAACUCUAUGAUUCUAUGAUUCUCCCAAAAGGAUAUUGUAGAGUUGGAAAAGGUUCUGAAAAGAGGAACCAAAAUGAUCAAGGGGCUGGAGCAACUCCACCAUGACAAAAGGUUGCAACUUUUCAGCCUUUUUAGUUUAGAAAAUUGUAUGUGGUGUGCAGCAAGUGGAUAGAGAAAAGAUUUUCUUGCUCAUAAUUCUAGAAACGAGACAUUCUGUUGAAGCUGAAUAUUGGAAGUUUCAGGAUGGAGAAAAGGGAGUGGUACACAGCACAUAAUUAAAGUUUUGGAAUUUGCUACCAAAAAAUAUAGUGAUGGCUGCUAAUGUGGAUGGCAUUAAAAGGGGAUUAGGCAAAUUAAUUGACAAUAAGGCUAUUGGCCAUUAUGGCUGUGUACUGCCUCCAGUUGAGGCAGCAUGUGUUGGACUAUCAGUUUAUGGAAAUCACAAGGGAGGAGAAUGCUGUUGCAGUCGGGUUCCCCAGAAGAGUCUGGUUGACCAGUGAGAGUACAGGAUGCUGGAUUAGAUAGGACUUUAGUCUGAUCCAGCAAAGUCUUCUCUUAGGUUUACAAGAAGAGGGUAAAGAUUGCAUGCUUGAUGCGUCAUAACCAAUUAGUGUAGGAAUCCACACAUCAUUGCAAUUCGAUAUUGGAGCAUGUGUCCUGUGGCAGAUGGGUUCCUCCACAUACCCUUUUGUGAAUGCAUUGGUAGAUCUUCAGUGGAAAAGUGCAGCGGAAAUGAGAAUUUUCAGACAGAUUUGGAAAUAGGUGAUGGCUUUGUCCAGCUAUUGACACCUUUGACAUCUUGGGAUGCUUCAGUUCUUAAACCCUGAGCAUUGUAAGCUCAAUAAUAGGUGGUCAGACUUUUUGUUGGGCUUGUAUUUAUUUGGAAGAGAACCAAAAUGUUUAAAUAUAUUCACCGUGUUUGUUUAUUUUAGUGCAGAAUGGAACAUUUGCUUUAGUUUUGAGUGACACUCAGGAUCUUUAAUGCCUUUCUGAUACCUGAAAUCUUCAUUGUAAAAACAACUUUUUCUGUCAAAAAGCAAAUAUUUGAACAAUUACCAUUAUUUACAAGAGUCAAUGAGUAGAGGCAAAAUUGUUUUCACUUGUUUGCAUUGGCACUUGCCAUAAAUACUGUAUUGGAGUUAUAAAUUCUUUAGCUACUGAAGGAAUACCUGUUAGCAAGGCAAAUAAUAAAUCUGGCCUCUAUGUGCAGGGGAGGAGUUUGAGUUUUGCGCUUAUUUAACCUUUGAUACAUGACCCUGCAGUAAAAGUAUUUGAAGAAGCAAUGUUGAAAGAGGUGUGAUUAAUAAGAUUUGGUUUCCUAUACAACACUUUGUGGGACUGACAGGGAUUGCUGCUUUUAAUGAAGUGAUUUCUGGCAGACUACGGAGAUCUCCUGAUAGAUUAUUUCUUGCAUUUCUGUCCUCAUCAUCAAAUGGCAUGAGAUAUGAAUAUGGACUUCAAACCUGAGUAAGCAUUGAUAUGCAAAUGGAAAGCUAUUGAGAAUUUUUGUGUGUGAGGGGGGGGGGAGGAGGAGAAGUGAAAAGAAAGAUUUAUGUUCUUGUGCUACAUGCCUUGUCAUUCUAUAUAUGUACUUAAAAAAAUGCCUGUUGAUAGCGCCAAAGCAUUCAGCUAAUCCGCAGAGGUUACUGAUUUGAAGUGAUAGCAUCUUUCAGUGUAUCUGAUUGUACAGUGGUUCCUCGGGUUAAGUACUUAAUUCGUUCCGGAGGUUCGUUCUUAACCUGAAACUGUUCUUAACCUGAAGCACCACUUUAGCUAAUGGGGCCUCCUGCUGCUGCUGUGCCGCCGGAGCACGAUUUCUGUUCUCAUCCUGAAGCAAAGUUCUUAACCCGAGGUACUAUUUCUAGGUUAGCGGACUCUGUAACCUGAAGCGUAUGUAACCUGAAAUGUAUGUAACCCGAGGUAUCACUGUAUAUGCAUACAUGAGGCAUUGACACCAAUCUAUGCCUAUGUGAUUCCUUUGCAAGUGAAUGUAUUUCGCCUUCAAACCCCCUUCCUGUGCUUUGGUUCUGCAUGAUCCAUUCCCUUUCUUAGGUUUUCAAAUACUAUGGAAGAUGUUGGUGAACUAGUAAGGGCUAGUGUAGUUGUUAGAAUGUCAGACGAGUCCUUGGGAGACUCGAGUUCAAAUUCCCACUCAGCUAUGAAGCCUAUUGGGUGAGUCAUUUCCUUUCAGCCAAGCUACCUUGCAGUCUUCUUGUGAGGAUAAAAUGGGGUUGGGGAAAGAAAUUUUACUCCUUAUCACAAUAUGCAAGUUGAAGGACAUUGUGUGUGGAAGACUGGGAACAAGAGAAGUAGCAAAAAACUGUGGCAGGCACUGUACUCCUUUAUUUAACUCUGCUUGGAUUUUGUUCAGUUUCACAAGCCACUGCCUUCACUGUUUUUAACCAACUACAAAUGUUUUGUUGUUGUUGUUGUUAUUGUUAUUAUUGUAAAUUAAAAUUUACAUCAGGUUUUCCGCAUAAGGUUCUGCAGAAUUUUAGAAGGAUAGGUGCAGGGAUUAGGGAAGUAUGAUAAGUGAUAAACUAUCUGAGGCUUUGUUUUUUUCUGUUCAGUUGAUACCAGUUCCUUCCCUCUGAAAAAGCACUGUGAAUGAAAGUGCAAAGGAAGUCUCUGGUAAGUUAUUUUUCUGGCUGGAGACUGAAAUGGUCAGUCACAAAUCUGUAUGUACUCUUUCCUCCUGCCCAGUGUUUUCCUUUAGUGGAGACAAGUGAGGUGGGAGAAUUUAACCAUUUUCAACUGAUGAUUUGGGAGGAUGCAGGCAAAAUAGCAUCCAUCUCCUAGGAGGACCCGAAGCUUUGGAAUCAGUUUUUUCAUUCAGGAAAUAAAAUAUAGUGGUAUCUUGGUUCUCAAACGCCUUGCUUCUGAAACAACUUGAAACCCAAACACAGCAAACCCAGAAGUAAGUGUUCCGGUUUGCAAACUUUUUUUGGAAGUUGAACGUGCUCUGCUUUGAGUGUUACGCUUCCAAUUUGAGUGCCACCCUUCCGUUUGGAGUGCCACGUUUCCAUUUCUGUUUGGAGUGUUACGCUGACAAUUUGAGGGUUACGUUUCCGAUAUGAGUGUUACACUUCCAUUUUGAGUGCCACACUUCCGUGUGGAGUGUUACACUUAACGUCCGUCUGUUUUUUGCUAUUUAUUUUGCAUUUGUGUGGCUCUUUUUGUGUGUGUGUGACUGCGUGGAACCCAAUUCAGCUACCGAUUGAUUGAUUGUGUGACUGCAGUACAUUGUUUAUUGCUUUCAUUUUAUGGAUCAAUGGUCUCAUUAGACAGUAAAAUUCAUGUUAAAUUGCUUUUUUUGGGAUUGUUAUUAAAAAUCUGGAACGGAUUAAUCCAUUUUCCAUUACUUUCUGUUGGAAAGCGUGCCUUGGUUUUGGAACGCUUUGGUUUUCGAACGGACUUCUGGAAUGGAUUAAGUUUGAGAACCAAGGUACCACUGUAAGUGAGAGAAGCCUUGUAGAAAGGAAUACUUUUGUUUCUUUAUUGUAUCAAUGUUAAUAUGCAUGAUAGCUGUCAAUCACAAUUUAAAGCUGUACAAGUUGGAGAGGGGCUGCAGCUCAGUGACAUAUAGUAUAUAACAUCUCCAAUUAGGUCUUGAAGUAUCCCCUGACUGACUGAAACUUUGGAGAGAAGCUGCCAGCCAGUGUCAACAAUACUGAGCUAAAUGAGCCAAUCGUCUGGCUUGGCAUUAGGCAGCUUCCUAUGUUCCUGUACCUGAGCAGCACACAUUAUUUGCAUAUUCAACUGGUACUGCUGAUUUGCAAGAGGCGAUGCAAAUUUGAUGCAUGCAUAACUAGAUAAUGCAAUGUUAUAUACUGUGUUUUCUACACAGUGCUCUUCAGCAUCUUUUCUUCAAACCAAUGCUUGGUUUGGAAGGUGGAGAAAUGCCAGAUUCAGGUGUAUAACAUUUUAAAGGGCAUCUUAUCUCUAAGGAAUUUAGCAAUUUCCCCAGCACACUUGAGUUAACCAGAUUUGUUUAAUAACUUGUAGCAAUAAUUCUAGAAAAUAGCAUUUUUGUAUACAGAAGUUAUUCCUAUAUAGGAGAAAAAACAUUUGACAGUGUGGUAGACUUCUUCCAAGAGUCCAGCAGAUUUUCCUUGUACCAAAACCAUUGUGUUCUUUCCCUAGAAAGUAAACAAGAUUUGCAGAAAAACACAGUGAUAAAUGUUAGGACUGUAGCAGAAACAAAGGAGGCUUUUUUUUAAACAAACAUUUUUGAUGGUUCUAAACUAUGGAUUUUGAAAAGAUGAAAGCAAACUAUUGGUUCUUUCCCAUCCAGUUCAUGUUUUGUUGAAAUAUCAAAACAAUUGUGUAAGAAAAUAACAUAAUACAUUAUUUUUGGAAUCCCAGAAUCUUAUUGUCCCUAGUCUGCUGAGGAGUGCUUGUGUAAAAUUGGAACAUUAUGGAACAUUGCCAUAAUGACAAGGGAACAUCAUGUGAAGGGAAGAAUAGAGAAAACCAGAAACCUUGGAUAUGACUUAGUUACCAUAUAGUAACUUUUGGAAACACUAAAAGCUAAAACUGUUAAAUUAUAAGCUAAAACAUUGUUUACCACAGUGAUUUGCAUUUCAGCAUCUUCUUUCUUAGAUUGCAAGUUUCAUUUCCUCACUCUUAGGGCUCUAGACUGGGUGCUACAUGUGCCAUAUUUCAUGUCUAUAUGCUACUUUACUACUUGCCAUCAUUAUAUCAUGCAUUUGCCUGUUCUCAUCUGGCAGCAACCAAUGAUGUCAAGCAAGUGUAAGUGAAAAGCAGUAUUGUGGUAGCACCAUUGCAGUGAGGUUUACCAGACACUUGAAGGGAAAUUAACUUGCUGGUUUUGGUGGAAACUGGAAAUUUAACAUCCUUUCUGAUUUGGCCCUUUGAGGCAAGUCUCACAUGAUUAGGGUAUGGUACAGUUCUCAAUUAUAUAUGUAUGUAUUUAUGUAUGUACUGCUUGAAUCAGCCUCACAUAGAAAUCUUGCUGCGUGGAAAGCGAGCGUUGGAGAGGUGGUUUACAGCUUGGCCUUCACCUUCGUAUCUUAACUAAACACAUGCAGGAAUUUCCACCUAUCUGUAUUUAAUAUAUGAAUAGACUCUAGAAUAACUUAGGAAUCAUUGAAACUUUCCACGAGCCAGAUAGGAUCUCCAAAGAAGGCCAGCGGCCCAGGGUCCAGCAAGGUGAGCGCCCAAGAGGACAGAACUGAAAUCCAAGAGAAACAGAGCCUCAAAAUGGUGCAAAGAAAUAAUUUUUUUAAUCAAACAUAGUUCUUUUAAAAUACUCAAUGUGUUUUGGAUGAAAGUAACCUUCAGGAGUAUUUCUAAAAGCAACAACCCUCACUCAUCUCAGUAGGGCUACGAUGGCGUAAGUUCCACUGGAGAUAGCAUAGAACUGGUACUUUAAGGGAUUUAGAUCUUCUGUAGCAGAUGAAAGCCUUUGACAGGAAUAUUGCACUGUUUUUGUGUGUUUGUAUUAAAGCCAGUGGAUGGGCGAAUAACUCUGUUAAGAACUGUGGGUAAACCUGUUUUAAAACUGUGGUGGCACAGCUGUGGACUGACUUUGUAAUAUCUGACUGAAGCCCCAAUAUCAGAAAGGAACAAAUGUAACUUCUUAUCAUGACUGUAACAAUCAGUUGUGACUCUGUGAAGGAUUCUGUUUAUCUUGCAACUAUGCAAGCAACCGCUGAGGGUUACAUGCCAAAGGAAAGGCCCAGAGAGUAUUUAUGUACAUUCCAUCAAUCUUUAACUGCUUAGCAGUUGGAGUGUGAAUAGUUUUUAUGACAAUUUACCCUGAAACUGACGCUUGUGCUUUUGUGAGUCAAGCAGACACUUGGGUGCUUCCUGGGUCAUGCUGUGUCCACUAAUACUUCUUCUGUAAACUGGAAAAAUGUUUGAGUAGUGGGAAGGAGAAGAUAAUACAAGAAUACUCCCCUUGAUGUUCACUGCACUUUUGAAAGUUAGUGCUGUGUGCAGAUUGCUGGAUCUCUACCCAGCUGAUAAUGCUGUGCCAAAAAGGGCCAAAUUAGAUGCUGUGUGAGAAACUUGUGAAUAGUUUUCCAGUGCUUUGCUGUGAGCUGAGACACAGCAUGUAAGUCUGCAGUCAGGAGCAGAAAAGAGGGGUCUUUUGUUUGUUGCAAUACAUUCCAUCUAAAUACCAGCCAUAGUAAAGCCCAGAUUCUACACCUGCAAUUAUAUAGGCAUUGUGCUUUGCGUGAAUGCAGAUUUUCUUCUAUCUUCUAUCUUCCAACAUGAUAUAAAUGGUAGCUCAACACUCUUGACUUCCAUAAGCAAACCAGCCUACAAUGAGUUAUUUUGCAACUGGAAAAUAGGUCUGUAACAAGUGCACUGCUAUCCCUUCUGGUUCUACUGGAUUAAAAUUAGAAAAGGUAUAUUUAAUGUUUUAGGGUCCUAUGUCAUGAGCUAGGCCAGUAUUAGCUAUCAUUUCUUAAGUUAAACCAUUUCCAUUUUCUCUUGGAUCUAGAUUCCGCAGGAAUAGUGGCCAUAGUAGCAAUGAAGUUGGUUUUAGGUUUCCAGCAACUUAGUUUAUACGCAUGUGUAUUUUUAAUUUUUUUUGUGUGAUCAGUGAGAAACUUCCUUCUCUACCCCAGCCAUUAUAUCCUGCUAACAUUGUUACCUGUUGCCUUUAACUACCAGGAAUUGCUGUGAAGGUAAUUGGUAUCCCUUGAGCUACUGUUACAUUAAUCUGCACAGGACAUAGAAAACCCUGUUAGCGCAAACCUUUUGUGAAUGGGUUUCUGUGCACCUUUCCUCUGUGAUACUGAUUGGUUCUAACCUCCUAGGGAGAAUGGACAUGAGUGGGACUCAGAAGUCAUGGAAAGUUCAGGGUUUGUUUGUUUUUUCUCUUCCUGGUGUGCCUACCUAAAGGAUUGUCACGGAUGAUCAUUCAUAGUCAGGAGUUGCUAUGUCAUAUUGAAUUCAUGGAAAUGAAUUUACAGAGUAAUGCCUUUUUCAUUGCUAUAUCCAGUGCUUUUUUUUCUAAAAAAAAUGUUUACAAGUACUCUCAUUUUCCUACUCAUAUUGAAAUACUGCCCCUCAAUGAGGCCAAACUUAGAUACACAAUGUUUAGGGGUAUGUGUCCCCCUGCGUCCCCCCACCAGAUAGAUUUGUUGGAGCAGGAAAUUAAGAGGGAGGAAUGUAUUUAAAUGAUGUAAAAGAGGAAACAUGUUUUCUUACACACACACUAGGCUGUGACCUUUAGACUUGCUUUUCUAGGAGUUAGCUCCAUAUAGCUCAAUGAGUAGGUGCACAUUGUGUGGCAAAAUGUCUUGCCUUUGCCACUGUGGUUCACGUAGAAAGCUACAUUUCUUUAAAAAGUAGGAACUACAGAAACUAAAGUCCUGCCUCAAUCUGAAUGCCAGGGUGAACUUCAGAAUAUUGAACUUGUUUUCUUCAGUUCAGCACAAGCUGUCCCAGGAGAGCUGAUUCAUAUUUGAAGUGUUUAUAUCUAAAUACAGCUACAAAGCGAUAAACAAUUCAAUUAGCUAUUGCCCUACUCUGGGAAAAAAACUAAUUCUUCCUCCUUCAGGGAGAGCAAUGGACUCCUCAGUAUUGAUGAGAUGUUUUAAAAAUACAGUAAGCCUGUAACUUAACAUGGGGGUUAUGUUCCAGGGAUCGUGACUAAAACCAAAAUCGCGUGUAGUCAAAACACAUUGGGUUCAAUGGUGGGUAGGGUUGCCAACAUCAUUCCCCCAGAAACCCACCCUUUUCCUGUCCCCUUUUAAUUUUUUUAAUUUUAUGCUACACACGUGAAGCUGAAAGCAUAUAAGUUGCAGACUUACUGUAAUUCAUACUUUGAGAAAGUGGAAACCCUCCUCUCCACUCCACACUUUAUAAAAUAUGCAUUGGUCUUCAAAGUCUAUGAACUCAGGCUUGCUAGAGAGGUUAAAAGCAACAAAAAAGGCUUUUAUGGGUAUGUUUGUAGCAAAAGGAAGAACAAAGAAACAGUGGGGUCACUCAGAGGAGAAGAUGGUGAAAUGCAAACAGGGGACACAGAAAGGGCUGAACUCCUCAAUGCCUUCUUUGCCUCAGUCUUCUCCGAUAAAGAAAACAAUGCCCGACCUGAAGAAUUUGGAGCAAAUGAUUCAGCAGAGGAAACACAGCCCAGAAUAACUAAGGAGAUAGUACAAGAAUACUUGGCUAGUUUAGAUGUAUUCAAGUCUCCAGGGCCAGAUGAACUGCAUCCAAGAGUAUUAAAAGAACUGGCAGAUGUGAUCUCAGAACCACUGGCAGUCAUCUUUGAGAAUUCCUGGAGAACAGGCGAAGUCCCGGCAGACUGGAGGAGGGCAAAUGUUGUCCCUAUUUUCAAAAAGGGGAAAAGAGAGGACCCAAAUAAUUACCGCCCAGUCAGUCUGACAUCAAUACCAGGGAAGAUUCUGGAGCAGAUCAUUAAGCAAACAGUCUGUGAGCACCUAGAAAGGAAUAGUCAGCAUGGAUUUCUGAAAAAUAAGUCAUGUCAGACUAACCUGAUCUCGUUUUUUGACAGAAUUACAAGCCUGGUAGAUGAAGGGAACGCAGUGGAUGUAGCCUACCUUGAUUUCAGCAAGGCAUUUGACAAGGUGCCCCAUGAUAUUCUUGUAAAGAAGCUGGUAAAAUGCGGUCUUGACUAUGCUACCACUCAGUGGAUUUGUAACUGGCUGACUGACUGAACCCAAAGGGUGCUCAUCAAUGGUUCCUCUUCAUCGUGGAGAAGAGUGACUAGUGGGGUGCCACAGGGUUCUGUCUUGGGCCCGGUCUUAUUCAGCAUCUUUAUCAAUGACUUGGAUGAUGGACUCAAGGGCAUCCUGAUCAAAUUUGCAGAUGACACCAAACUGGGAGGGGUGGCUAACACCCCAGAGGACAGGAUCACACUUCAAAACGACCUUGACAGAUUAGAGAACUGGGCCAAAACAAACAAGAUGAAUUUUAACAGGGAGAAAUGUAAAGUAUUGCACUUGGGCAAAAAAAUGAGAGGCACAAAUACAAGAUGGGGGACACCUGGCUUGAGAGCAGUACAUGUGAAAAGGAUCUAGGAGUCUUGGUUGACCACAAACUUGACAUGAGCCAACUGUGUGACACGGCAGCUAAAAAAGCCAAUGCAAUUCUGGGCUGCAUCAAUAGGAGUAUAGCAUCUAGAUCAAGGGAAGUAAUAGUGCCACUGUAUUCUUUUCUGGUCAGACCUCACCUGGAGUACUGUGUCCAGUUCUGGGCACCACAGUUCAAGAAGGACACUGACAAACUGGAACGUGUCCAGAGGAGGGCAACCAAAAUGGUCAAAGGCCUGGAAACGAUGCCUUAUGAGGAACGGCUAAGGGAGCUGGGCAUGUUUAGCCUGGAGAAGAGGAGGCUAAGGGGUGAUAUGAUAGCCAUGUUCAAAUAUAUAAAAGGAUGUCACAUAGAGGAGGGAGAAAGGUUGUUUUCUGCUGCUCCAGAGAAGCGGACACGGAGCAAUGGAUCCAAACUACAAGAAAGAAGAUUCCACCUAAACAUUAGGAAGAACUUCCUGACAGUAAGAGCUGUUUGACAGUGGAAUUUGCUGCCAAGGAGUGUGGUGGAGUCUCCUUCUUUGGAGGUCUUUAAGCAGAGGCUUGACAACCAUAUGUCAGGAGUGCUCUGAUGGUGUUUCCUGCUUGGCAGGGGGUUGGACUCGAUGGCCCUUGUGGUCUCUUCCAACUCUAUGAUUCUAUGAAAGUCUAGAAAUACUGAUAAAAGACAAAUUGCUACUUAAAAUGUCACAUUUUGAAAUGUUAAAAGUUGCAUGAAGACCAGUGGUAUGUUUCUAAUUGGCUUUGCUGAUGUCACUGUAAACUAUGCACCACAUUAUUAAGUCUCUCUCUUUCUGUGUUUUCUAGCAGGAGAUCUGGUCAAUAUAAUAUGAAUCAUGACAACUCUAAGAAGCCCUCAGGGAAGCCCCCUUAUAACCGUUCAGGUUCUCAAGAUUCACUCGAUGAAUUAUCCAUGGAUGACUACUGGAAAGAACUUGAAAACAUCAAUGAAACCAGAGGCAAUAACUCUGAAGAACAAGCAGUGGUUCUGGUGAAGGAGCCUGAUGGUAAUUAUAACUGGAAUUAAGAAAACUGUUUCUCUGUUUUGAAGACUGUUUUAGAUCUUUCAUUUAUUGUGCUUGAAACCACAAUACCAAGAUAGAUUUAAGAUUUGGUCAGUUGGAAUUGACUAGUCCCUCUGUAAAUCUGGCAACACAUUGACUGUGUAAUGGCAAUUAUUUUCAAGGACCUGGAAUUGCUGUUGUGGACUAGAGUAUCCUGAGCUGGAGGAAAACCAUGAUACUUUAAGAAAGUACUUGCUUGAAUUCAUAACUUAUGCAUAUUGUUGCCCCAAUAUGUGCUUUUAAAGCUUUUGCAGCAAGAGAGAAUUUCCUCUUUUCUUUGUUUACAUUUCUGCUGUUUUGCAAUAAACUGUAACUGGAUUUUGACCACUGCUUUGGUAAGGGUAAUGGGAAGUUCUUUUGCUUCUUCAGAAGUCAUAUCUAUUCUGGUUACCAUAGUACCCGGAAUCACACAAAGAGCAAUAAUUCCUAUAGAAUUAUAUAGUAAAAACAACAAUGAUAAAACAGCUUCUACGUACAGUAGUAAAAUGCAGUGUAUUUGGAAAAAAGAGAAAGCAACUAAACACCCUAGUGCAAAUAAACAGCCCUUUCGGUUGCCAAAUGCAUUUGACUAUAUGGUAGUCAGUAGGUUAAUAGGUACAUGAUAUCUCAGACCUAUUUAUAGAGUACAUGGUAUCUCAGCCCUAUUUAUAGUGGGUGUGGUGGGGACUGUUCUUAAAAAGCACAAUUGUCAGCCAAGGUGAAAUGUGGGGGUUCCUCAUAAUGUUUCACCACACCUGCUCCAGGCUGGCGUCGUUGAGAGGCCCAAGGAAUGGGCACCUUGAGGAAUCCACAAGACUUUGGGUCUGAGGGAUUCAGGGGAUUUUGGAUCCUAUGAUUCUAAACUUGCUGCCACCCUGCAACUCCCCAUUUCAGUGCUUUCUAUCCACUUGCCACUGCUGGUGGCAGGAGAACUGCCAGUGAGUGGUAUGUCUUCACUUACUGGGCUAUGAUGGGACCUCUGCCACUUUGGAACACUAGCAGCAUGCCUCUACUGCCCAAAGACAGAGGAGAGGCAGUUACAUAUUGCCACCACCACUAUCAACAAUGGAGGAACAAGAUCAUACUCUCAAAUAAUAUUACAUUUGAGUAAAAUACCCUCCCCACUCCGCAAUAGAGCGUCUUUAAUGUUUAAAAUUAUGCAAAAUAAAUUCUGAUUGGAAGGGUGUGUGUGUGUGUGUGUGUGUGUAUAUGAAUAUAUAAUCAUGUUUUCUUGGCAAGGACUCUGAAGCUGUGGGGGAAAAAAGAUAAUACCUUAGAACCCUUUUACUGAGAAUGCACUUCUGUUUUCUAUACUAAUUUUAGCGAACAAAUGCUGAGGUUCAGGUAAAUGUUUCCUAGGAAAUGUUCUAAGUCGAUGCCAUUUCUCUGACAUUAAAGCACACUUCUGCAAUUCUCUCUUUUGUAUGAGUAGCUUCUUAUAUUCCUAACAUGAAAAAAACAACAACCUUGCUAGUUAUUUCUAUAUAUAGCAAAUGGCCUGCGUUUUUUGUUUGCUGGGACCGUUUUGUUUUUAGUAAACAAUGUGUUGCCAUCUAGAAACAAUGAGGAAAUGAUCACCUUACUGAAAAUCACUAAGGAGUAGAGAACGCAGCAGCAAGCAUAAUUGGAUGCUGCAAUACAAUCACCCAUUUGCAGUAAGAUCACCCAUUAGCCUUGAUAACCUCUGAUUAAAUUAAACUAAUGAAGAGUUGUACUAAGAAAACAAGGCACUGUUGCAGCUGGGAGCAAAGGCCAAACUAGCAGAAAUGGUGUACAAAUCCAUUGAAUGUGGCAAUUGUAUAUAAAUUCUGGUGCUGGGCUUUCUAAUUCCAUGUAGGAAACAGAUUCCCCCCCAACCCCGCCACAAUCCUAUUUUACAGGGAAUAUGUAUGGGAGAAGAACCAAAGGUUUCUGUGCAAAUUGUAUAAGGAACAGCUUCCAUGGAACUGCUUGCAGUUUGGUUUUUUUAUAUACCUCUCACUUUCCUGCAGAAAUCUAUGGCUGACUUUGGGUAUAAUGCAAACCCAUGGUCAUGCAAAUGUCAUCAAAUUUGCGGUCAUGCAAAUGUCAUCAAAUUAAUUUUUAUCUUCUUUUGUCCGGGCCAGAGGGGGAAUUGGAAGAAGAGUGGUUAAAAGAAGCCGGUUUGUCAAACCUCUUUGGUGAGGCAGCUGCUGACUCUCAAGAAAGCAUGGUGGUUUUGGCUACGCUGACGCGUACACAGGCAGCAGCCGUGCAGAAACGAGUGGAGACAGUCACACAGACAAUGAGGAAGAAAAACAAGCAGUACCAAGUUCCUGAUGUGAGAGAUAUCUUCAAGCAGCAAAAUGAGUCAAAGGAAAAAGUGAGUUCCUGGUUUGUGGCUUUUGGUUUAGCCUCACUUAAAAAAAAACCUGUAUAGGAAUGCAGGCUAUUAGGGUUAAGUUGGAGGAGACACUGUUUCACAAAUCUCAACAAGAGGGCAUUUUCUAAAGGCUGCUUUGCUUGUUGCAUGCUGCUUAGAGGAUACGGCCGUGCUGCUGGGUUUAAAUUUGCUAGGAAGAAGAUGAAGUUUUGUGUUUUACUGACAAGGGGGCCUAGCUUUAGUUUGUGAAACAGGUCUUCACAUGAAACAAAGGGAAGCAGUUUGUUCAGGCAGCAGACUCAGGUGAGGUGGAGCUCCUUUUUCCUGACUUUAAGUACCAAUCAAGUCAUAGGGUUUAUUUGCUGGCAUGUAGAUUGUUCAGCUGUGGGAUGACUUUCAAUAUCCCGAUGCUUUCUCCAGUUCUGAAAAGGAGAAAUCCAUUUGUCUGUUAGACUCCCUAUUUUACAAAUCUGCAAAAAUAAUUUCCUGUAUAGAAAACUUGGAGUGGAAAGAUGCACAGGUUCAGGAGACACCUUUUCCCAUUUUGGGAAUGUCAGACUUUACUCAUUUAUGUGCCUGAGAGCCAGACAUAGGGGUGUUCUAUUAAACUAUGAAAUUAGUUUGGUACAGCUGAUGCUCCAUUUAUUAUGGAUGCUAUAAUCUGUCAGAUGAUGUAGCUAAUGCUUCAGUUCCCUUUUUGAAGUGAAUAUUUAUCCAGAGGUGCUUUUGUUUGUUUGUUUACUGAAUCAAAAAGUGCUGUGCGUUCCUUUUUAGAGCAGUGUAAUUGCAUUCUCAACCUGUGGUGACAUCAGCCACAUAUUAGGCUCAUUUAAAUGUUUGUCCUUUAGCCACAUGCUGCUGUUCUGUAUUCAAAAUCAUAAAUAUCUGCUACAAAAUUCAAUUACUUACUAAAACAAUAGGAAAUAACACACACAGCAAUUGCACUAUUAUGUUUAUACUUGCAAGGAUUAAAGGUUCCUGUUUCCCUCUGGAGCAAUUUUGUGCUAAAAUGUUGCAGCAUGAAACCAAAUAAGGAGCAACAACUAGAGAGAAGGCUAGUAAUGAAAAGAUCUGAAACACUUCCCUGGACUCCAGUCCUGUGUACCUUUACUUGGGAAUGUGCCCCAUCAAAAUGUGUACAGAAGGGCCACUUGUUCAGUUAUAGAACAUCUGAAUUGCAUUCAGAAGAUGCCAGCUUUAAUAGCACUUGUCUGAAACCCUGGAGUGUCAUUGCUAGUCAACAUAGAGAACCCUGAGUGGUCUGACACUGCUUCAGACAAUUUUUUAAUAUGUACCUAAAUUUGAUGGACUUCCAAACGUAGGAUUGGGUGGCAAAUAUGUUCUUAAAGUGUUGUCUGAACUACUGUCAGUAAUGGAUGGCAGAAAGAAGCCAUCAUGUAUAUAGAAGGUUUCACUGAUUCCUCUGUAGAGCAGCCUUUUCCAAUUCAGUGCCCUCCAGAUGUUUUGGACUGCAACUCCCAUCAACUCCAUCUUGGCUGUGCUGAUAAGGUCCAAUAGGAGUGGUAGUACCAAACAUCUGGAGAUUGUUGGGAAGGUUGGGGAAGGUCGCUAGUGUGCUUGUAUUUACCCUUCCCAGUUUAGGGUUUGGAAAUCUACGAGAAAGAUUGCUCUCAUACUGAAUUAAAAGGCUAUCAAUAUCAUUAUUCACGGGGAAUGUGGAAUAGUGUCAAGAGCAAGAAGUGGUUGCACCUGUUCUGGCUAACCUGACCUUGGAUUAAUAUGCAAACUUCCCUGCACUGGAAGAACCUGUUCAAGUAUUAGCAGAAGCAUAUAACCGCAGGGAAAGGGGAAGUUCUCUGCUACUUGCCUCAGAAAUAGUCGGAGCCCCCCGCCCCGGCUUUUUGUGGGGAGGAAGAAGAACUUGGCUGACAUUCUGAGGCCCAGAUAAAAUGAGAAGCUGGGAUUGGGACUGUGGAAAACUGGGGCUUCUGAGCAAAAGCCCAUCCCUACUACGAGGGAAGAUGAUCCCAUCUGGGGUUAAGCUUUUGCCCUCAACACCAGUUUCCUCUGGGGCUGCUCUGCAAAGAAGGAAUGCACUGGGAAGCCUUUUCCAGCCCAAUAUGUUAACCUGAACUGGUGGGGGGUGGGAAUUAACCUUCUAAUGUUCACCUCUCCCUUUGGGUUGAGCCUUACAGGAUCCCAGAGUCUCAAUUCUGAGCCUGAGCCCAGCAAACCUCACUGACAUCUCUAGUAAUUGGAACUAAAAAGACCAAGCAUAAUAUUUGUGUGUAUCAAUGUAUUCUUUUUUUUUUAAAUGGAUGCACAAAGAAAUUAAAUCAGAAAUGUAUAGCCAACAAAACUGUUUUUUAUAAACAAUGUGCUCUUAUUCCAACUGUUUCAUUAUAUAUUUAUAUACUUGCUUGUGUGUGUGUUUCCCAUGCAUAACAAAAAUGGUCCAUUUCUCAAACAAAUCUUAUUUCCCAGUCUGCCCCCUCCAAUUCUGUUAAUAUUUAUGAGUUUCAGCAUGAGCACCAGGUCUCAUAACCUCAUCAUACAUUUUUUUAGGGCACGGGGCCUUUUGGUUUCCAUAUGUAGAUGAUUGUACAUUGAGCAGCUGUUAACAUGAAUAUUAAUAAUUUCCCUAUCCCCUUUAGGCUCUUCAAACUUUCACAUGUUCAGACAGAAUAACAACUCAGUUAUACCUUUGGUUAUAUACUGCAAGUUCAUUCAUAGUUUCCAAAUUCCAAACGUCCUUCACGGUUGGCCAUCACAAUAUGCUUAAAAGCUGUUCUUCCUGCAGGCUGUUGCGGGGAAUCCUUUGUCUCCCAGAUGUUGUUGGGCUCUUGGCUUCCAUCAGCCCCAGCCCAGUGGUCAGGAACAGGGGGAGUUGUAAUUCAGCAACAUCUGGAGGACAACAGGCUCCUUGCUUCUGAAGCAGGGAUUCUCCAUAUAUCCCCAAACCUCUGGCCUUUCAAGUUUUGAAAGUUUUCAAGUACUGACUGUGUUAAAAAUUUUUUUUAAAUCUUGGCAAUAUUUUCUAUAAAUUCUGUACAGUGGUACCUUGGGUUACAUACGCUUCAGGUUACAUACACUUCAGGUUACAGAUUCCACUAACCCAGAAAUAGUGCCUCAGGUUAAGUACUUUGCUUCAGGAUGAGAACAGAAAUCGUGCUCCAGCGGCGUGGCAGCAGCAGGAGGCCCCAUUAGCUAAAGUGAUGCUUCAGGUUAAGAACAGUUUCAGGUUAAGAACAGACCUCCGGAACGAAUUAAGUACUUAACCCGAGGUACCACUGUACAUGAAAUUCAAACAUGAAAAUGUCCAUGCAAGAGCAAUUUUUUCUGAUGUCUGUCUUAAGAUCAGGUGGGAGCAAAGCUUCUUGUCUAUCAUUUUAUUUUCUGAAUAAAUAUUCAGAAUAUUUUAUUUUCUGCAUUUUAGGAAAUUGGCAAUGAACACCAGUCUGUAAGAACAAAAGAAAACAAAGAGGAGGACACAAAAGAGGGUAAAUCUUAACAAAUUUUCUGUAUUGUUUCUAUUUUGAAAUGUCUUAACAAGAUAUAUUGCUGAACACGUUUGUUUUUUUAAAAAAGAAAGCUUUUUCUAGGAUAUGGACCAUAUUCUGGAGAAGUCUUUUAGACAACCCAAACACAUGUGUCAGAAUCUCUGCCAAGUCAAAAAACCUCAUCAGAUGCAAGGAUUUAGUCUUGUGGCUCCAAUGCCCUAGUUAACCAUAACUGUUCCCAGUGUGGAUCGAAUACCAUUGCUAUUUCUAUAAACAGCAACCAGACCAAAAUAAUAAUUAUUUGGUAAUCAUAAUAUCCAUAAACUCUUAACAAUUUGCACAAUGAAAGUUGUAACAUUUGUUUAAUGUCAAUGGCAGCAGCCAGUCCUGUGUGCCAGUGCCUUCCUCUCCAGAUUAUGUGCCUGGUGUUGGGACCCCAGUUGCACCACCCUAAUGGCAAGCUUUAACCAAUUUGUCUUUCCAAAAACUGUAAAGGAGCAGAUUAAACAAGUUAAUAAAACAAUUGCACCCAAUUGUUAAGUUAAUAAAACAAUUGCAACAAUUACAUUUGACUAGCUCUGUGAAAUCUAGUCAUUGGAUUAAGAUGGGUAUAUAAAUCUGGCUGUUGGGAAUUCAUAAUAAAUAAAACUAAAGCACAUUGAACUGAGUUGUACUCUCAUAAUGGAACUAGAGUUCCUCAACUCUUGGAUGUAUUUAUGGAAAUCUCAAGACACUAGAGUAAUGACUUGGCAACCUUACUGUAUUUUGAAGCAUAUACAAAGGCAGCUAGGUCCAAGUCUGAGAGACAAGGAAAUCUUAAAAGUAGGAUAAGGAAGCAUGGUCAGAAAAAUGACUAAUUACAAAACAGGGAUUUGUGUACGAUAGCCAUAAAUACCUGUAUAUAAUUGACUGGGGGGUGGGGAUAGGAGAAAGGUAUGCUUCCAAAUAAGCAGAAAAACAAGAGCCCUGCUUUUAUCACUAAUGAUAAGGAUGAUACCCAUGAAGUUUGGUAUUAAAAAUGGGAUAUAUUACUAAUUAUCAAUAUAUUUCAGAACUCUGAAUACAUGUUAAAUAAGCAGGAGCCAAGUUGGAAAUACAAAAUCUUGUGAAACAGAAAGAUACCGUCAGCUGAAUAAUAUGUGCUUAGAGGAGCAUUAAUGAGCCUUUUCUCUGCUUGCUUCAGCCACCAGGCAGCCAUUCACUAGCAAGAACAGUUUCAAAGAUGGGAUUGCUGCCAAACUGCUGGGUCAGCACAAGGCAGAGAGGCAGACAGAAAAGCACAGGGCUUAUGCCAGUAAACUGCUGUAGAAUCUUGGUCUGGAAAAUUACCAAGCAUUUUAUUUAAGAAUUUCAUAACAUCUGGUUCUUUUUUCUCCAGUGCCUCUUUAUGAGCCUUUACAAAUGGAGAAGUUCUGAAAGGCAAUUUCCAUAUGCUAACGCUCUCAUAGCACUGAAUGAAAAGGGAAAAGCUAAAUCAGCCUGUGUAUAUUCUGAUAUGUUACAGCUGUUGGGAACCUUGCUGUAAAGUGCAGCUCUGCUGCCAGGAUUGGAAUGGGAGAGAAAUCUGUUCCAUUUGCAGAAUUGCCCCAGUUUUUCUGGGUACAAACUUGAGCACCUGUUUCUGGGCUGUGCCAGAGGCUCGUCAGUAAUAAGGAGCUAAUAGUCAGUGUUGUUUUAGCAGAGCAUAGUGGGGGGCAGUUGUUUUUCCAACGGCAGUAGGAAUUGCCUGGCAUUUCAAAGGCACCAAAUAUUCUUGAAGUGAAAUUCAAAACUAAAAGCUUGUUAGUAAAAGUUGGGAGUGUGUUUAGGGUUUGGGGCAGUGAGCAAAGUAGGGGAGCGAAGUAAUUUUCUCAUCUUUGAUAAUAAUCUCUGAUAAUUAGGUGGUGUUUAACAAAAACUUUAAAGCUGCAGUAGUCAUCACACUUGCCUCAUGAUUGAAAAAUGAUGAUAAUUUAUUAACUUUGAAACUGAGCGAUGCUGCACAUUAGUUAUGGUAUUAUCUUUGUUAAGCUAGAGACAGUAACAUAAUAGAGGUUUGCCAUCAGGGAGGUUUACAUGCUAGGAAGUAUAGUUUGUUUUUUUUUAACAGCACAACAUUAAGAUUAUUAGGGGGAGGGAGGAUUCUAAAAAUUUGUGAUCUUCAUAAUGUGCCUUGAUUGCAAAGCAGUUAUAUGCUUGGGUAAGGGGACUGUGAUCCAGCUGAGGUUCAUUAAGGCUCCCAUAACCUAUCAGAAGGUGGAAGCAUUCUGUGAGCAGAUUUUCUGUUCAUGAAUCUCUGGAGCCAAUCCAUGAUUAAUUCAGCACUCCCCUCAAAUAUGGUUAUGGAAGAGGGGGAAAAGUUGCAUUUAAACUUUAAUGACCAUUUCCCCCAUUUCUUUUUCACCACAUCUAGCAUCUUGUCAACAUAUUGAUUAUGAUCAUCAAAGAGAAGAUGUUCCAGUGAUUGAAACGGACAUUAACUUGGAAAUAUCAUUUUCGGAGCAGGCAGCUACGCUCAAAGAUGACCCAGCAGGCAAAGUCUUGAAGGGCAAAGAGGAUGACACACUCCUUCCUGUAGGUGCUUUUGUGGUCUUGCUUUAAUAUCUUUCAUUCUGUGGGGGUUUCUUAUUUAUUUAUCUUCUGCAGCACCUCCAAAAUUACACUUGAGAACUUCAAGUUCAAAGAAAUAGAGAGUACUACAUAUUCAGAUAUGUAGAAUGUUGGCGUGUUUUAAUCUGGUUUUUAAGCUUAUUGUUGAUUUUAACUUUUGACUGUUUUUAGAUAGUUGUUUUUCACUAAUUUUAACUGAUAAUAUUUUUGUAAACUGCUUUGAGGUUUUAUUACAAGUGGUGUAUAAAUAUUGUGAAAUAAAUAAAUACAUGCUGUUAUUUGUGCAUGCAAAAAUAGUAGAAGAGGUGGCUAAAUGGUACAGCCCAGGAACAGUAUGCUUGAUUGCAUUGUUUGUAAUGGGGCAUUCAUGGAAAACGUGUGAAACUGCAGAGUCUUAAUCUAGUUUUCUGUGUUCAGUAAUGGGCUGGGAAGUGUUCACAUAUGCAACCUUCACCAUUACCACCUGCAGUUUGAAUAUUUAUAGUUCUAGGAACUAUUUUACUACUUCAGCUGUUUAGACCAGGCUUUAGGUCCUUUUCUAGGGAUGAAAACACUUUCACUUGAUGAUCAGGUGCUCAUAGCUUUAGUCUGAAUUUAUUUGUCCAUCGUUGAUUGCUUAAAGUGCUCUUGGCAUGCAUUCAGUUUUCAAACAGGCAAAAGCCAAAUCCACUUUCAAGGUAUGGGUAACCCACUUUCAAACACUUCUACGGCAUCAGUAACUCCUCCACCCCUUAUUUUGUUACCCACAGAGACCGCAGCCCCACAUGUACCUCCAGUUUGGUACCUGUGUACAAGUCCCCAAUGAAGCUGUAAUUUUAAUAAUAUGCUUGGGAGGGGAGGGAAUUUUUAAACUAGGAGUGCAAAAGUGAAUUUAUUAUAGCAAAAAAUAAUACCUUCCCCAAUAAUGUGCACCGCUGAAAUGCAGCAUGAGCUCCCGCUUCCUUUUGUUGCUUGUUAGAGAGUAGACUUUAAUGCUAUUAUUUUUAACUCUUAGAAUUUCAGACUGCCAAAAGACAAAACGGGUACAACAAAGAUUGGAGACCUUGCCCCUCAGGAUAUGAAGAAGGUCCACGCUCUGGCACUAAUUGAGCUGACGGCUCUCUUUGAUAUACUUGGAACAGAACUGAAGCCACAAAAAGCAAUAAAAAUCAAAACCAAAGGUCAGUUUCUUCCAUUUGCAGUGCUGCUAUGUUGAUGUGCAUUUCUAUAUGUUUAAACUUUUUUGGUUUUCCCAUGAAAACUGUAGAAGGUGGGGCAAAAAUGAAGUAAGGUCAUUGAGACUACCCAUUUGCUUUGGUGGGGUGUGCUAUACAGUGGUACCUCGGGUUAAGUACUUAAUUCGUUCCGGAGGUCCGUACUUAACCUGAAACUGUUCUUAACCUGAAGCACCACUUUAGCUAAUGGGGCCUCCCGCUGCUGCCGCGCCGCCGGAGCACGAUUUCUGUUCUCAUCCUGAAGCAAAGUUCUUAACCUGAAGCAAUAUUUCUGGGUAAGCAGGGUCUGUAACCUGAAGCGUAUGUAACCUGAAGCGUAUGUAACCCGAGGUACCACUGUACAUGCAUCCCAUUGUGUAUUCUUGUAUUCUAAAUGAAGAAAUGGGCCUCAGGUAUCCACUGGGGGUCAACAGAACCUGCAAACCAAAUGCGUUUGCUUUAAAGGGUUGUGGCUUGGCGUAUGUAGUCAGGUGAAUAGGAUGGGUACAAUCUAUGCCAUAUGAAGCAGUUUUGCAUUCCAUCAGGGUUAGUGGCGACCUGUUAAGCAUGAUCUUAGCUCUCUCCUUAUAGUCAAUACAACUUAAUUACGUUCAAGUUGCAUUGACUGUAAUGAGAGAGAGAUUCAAACUCUGGCUGAAUCAUGUCAAAUGGUUGACGAGGCUGCAGCAUGAAAAGAAAGGUAGUAGUUUCCAACCACCCUUAUUUCUAGGAUUAUAUCUCUUCUUCCUACUUUAAACCUGAUGGAGUGUUUCACUAAGCUUGUCCUUAAUGCUGUCAUGCUUGUUUCUCUGCUUGAACGUUUCAUUUCUUUCCUUUGCCUAUCUUUAGAAGCUUAACUCUAAAAGUGCUCUGAACCAUGAUUUAUUUUUGUUUGUGGAGAACCAUCCAUAUUGAUUAUGAUCUAUAGGGCGGGAUGAAAUAGCAUGACUGCACUUGGAGGCUCUCAACAAAAUUGUAAUUUAUGUUACAUAACAAUAUAAUUGCAGUGUUCCUAUUCUAGGCAAACGCUUUAUGAAAAUUACAGCUUUAUGACCUUUUCCUGUGGUUUCUAGUUUGGCAUGAGAUUUCGUUCCAGUUCUGGGGUGUGUGUGUGAGUGAGUGAUGGCAUCCUCCAUCGGAGCAAAGGCGGCCUGUCAAAUUUUCAAAGCAUGUAAUUUAAUCCAAAUGAGUAACUUCUUUUUCUUUAUAAGUCUUCAGUUAUACACUCAUAUCAUUCUCCACUCCUUAUACAGGGAUUCCUUUUGGACUUCCCAACCAACAGUCCAUAUUGGUUUUAUAUAUAUAUAUAUUUACCUUUAAUAUAGAUAUGAGCAAAUGGGAACAUUUUGAGGUCACCAAGUUAUAUGGCAUAAUAAUCAAGUUCUUUUCCUAUUAAAAAAGAGGAAAAGCAACGUUGCUUCCCCACUCCUCUGAUUGAAAAUACAAAAGUGUAUAUAGGUAAUGCAUGCAUAUAUCUGUAAAGUCAACAUCUUGUAAAAUAGGCUUGGUUUAGCAUGGGGAAACUCACAAAAGAACAGAAUUUUUAUUGGGGCAAGUUGACCACUAAGACUGAUUUUGAGAUUGUUGACUUGCAAAUUUAUGUGUCUUUGACUGUAUAUAUUUGAAAAUUCUCCAUUAACCUUUUCAUUGUUUUUAUUUAGUUUCACUUGCAUGCUUUAGAUGCGACUUUUACAUUUAAAAAGCUUUAUUUUUAAACUGAAGUUUUGUAUAUUUCCAGAUUAGCUUCUAGUAAGUACAGCCCUGGUUAAAUGCACUGGACUGGGAAUAUUUUAUUUAUUUAUUGGUUGAUGAAGAGGAUUCCCGCUUUGCUUUCCCUUCAAUCUGAAGUUCAGUGCAGCUUAUACGAAUUAAAAAGGUGUAGAAAUAAUAAAACAUAAUGCAGAGCUAAAUUUGAAACAGCAGCAUUGCACAGAUUUAAAAGUAACCUAUGAAAUACAGGAAACGUUUCCAUUUUGUUAACUGCCUGUAUUUCUGACCUUCUCUUUAAUGUUUUACAAGGACCUGAAACAUGUUACCAGUUAAUCAAAUAUCUUCUUGGGCAAAAACUUGCAGUCAGGGUUCAGCAGAGACGACAGUGCAGUAGCUAAAUAAUUGAAAGCAACUGUGAGUGAUGAGGGAGUUACAGCUGGGUACAGUUGAGUUCUCUGAAUACAAUCUUCAUUUCACAGCUCAGAACAUAACUUCUUCCAGCCACAUCAGGGUAAAGGAACCUUCCCUCCUCCACAACCUUCCAUUUUUAUAUUCUUAAAAAAGCUGUGUCCAGUUAAACAUACUAAAGCUAUGCCAAAUACUUCUUGAAUAUGGAAUAUUGCUUUAGGAUAGCCAUUUUUCCUUUCAUCCCUGGGAAAUAGAGGGUCUCUGCAGAUCACGCAUUUUUAAGGGCUACAGAGAGACCCUCUUGAUUCAGCCCAACUUUUUGUUCCAUGUGAUUUUUCCUGAGGGUAUUCUGAUUUGGGAAAACACAUAGGAAAAGGGGCUAUUGCUCAGGGUAGAGUAUUUGCCUUGCAUGCAGAAGGUCCCAGAUUCAAUCCUUCGCUUCUUGGGUUAGAUCUGGUAGAGAUGGCUGUCUGAAAUUCUGGAGAAUUCUGAUGGUGGUCUGUGUGGACAGUACUGAGCUAGAUGGACCAAUGGUCUGACUCAGCAGCCUCCUAUAGAUGUUCCAUCAAAUGGUUUACUCUACCAUCCCUACCUCAGCACCAGCUAUGGUUGGUGACUGCAUCACUGUGAAUAAUAAGGGCUGUAUCCACUUUCUUCAUGACUCGAAGGCAGCUCCACAUGCAUGAGGUCCCCUUUGCUUGGUUUUCAGCAAAUCCGUUUCUCCCCAUUGAACACAGUCCACACUGUUCACUUCUAGAGAGGUUUUUCGGUGGGAAGGUGUGGUGCUACCAUGGCUGUGGAGAUUAAGAGGAGGGAAGAGAAACAUCAGUUGUGCAAGCUGCCUUCCACUUGCACAACCAUUGGAUACAACCCAAUACUUAGACUUGACGGAGGGUACUUCACACGUUCAAAGGCUUGCAUAUCUUUAUCUCGACAACCUACACAACAGCCCUAUUAAAGAAAGGCCAGCAUUUUUGUUCCUAUAUUGCAGAUGAGCAGCUAAGGCAAAGACAAUAGUUUGCCUAAUGCCCUUUAGUGAGAAUGGGCCCUGUUCACAGGCCACUCAUACAGCAGGAAACAGAAAUGACUGAGGUUACAAUCUUGUACGUGUCAGUGAGCUAUUCCAAAGGUUAAAUGUUUGGAAGUGUGCCUCCUUUUCUUUACUUGUGGUAUAUUUAUUUUUGCUGGAGCCCCUUUUUUGCUUUAAAUGUUUGAAAAAUCUUAAAAAAUAGAUACGAUAAUAGCCAACUAAUGCCAAGACAGAUUGCAGAAAUGUAAAAACAGAAGAAUAUUUCAAUCCUGCUAUUUGAGAAGAUGAAGUGUACCUAAUUCAUAUGGUAGUAGAGGGAUGUAUGCAGCAAGAAAUAAUGUCUGUUUGAAAAUACUAUUGACACAUCAAUUCACAAUGAAUUCUGAAGUGGGUCAGCUUUGUAGGAUUUGUCUGCAACUUUUUGCUUUUAGCUAGCAUGCAUUAUUCAAAUAUGCAGAGCUGGCUGAUGUUUCAACCCUGUGCAUGUUUACAGGCAGUAAAUUCCCAUUGAAUGCAGUGGGACUUACUUCGGGGUGAAUAUGCAUACGAUUCAACCCCACUCUGUUCGGUGGGAUUUACUCCUUGCUAAGUGUACAUAGGAUUGGACUGUAAAUUGUUUGUCUGGAUUUAUUAAUUAUAAACUGUGUUGAUCUGAACAUAGUGGAGAAGAGUCUAUGAAACCAUUUUUUCAUGUUGUCAUAAGCCAAUUGUUUGUCUUUCGUUGUUUCUUACAGAAUCUGGUCUUUUUGGUGUCCCACUGUCAGUUUUGCUAGAACAAGAUCAGAAGAGGGUGCCAGGCAUCCGGAUACCACUAAUUUUUCAAAAAGUGAGUAGGCUGACCAGUCAGUUUCUUCCAGACUAGUUAGCUUUCAGCAGAACGCAAACAUAUAAGGCACCUAUAGUUACAUCAGUGCGCAGAAAAGCUUGUAACUGUUUAGCCACAGCUGCAUUCCGGUUUUCAGUAGAACAAUUUUUCUAUUUUUCAACUAGCAAUUUAGUUGCCGCCAACUUGAGUUGAAAUACUUUCUCUUUUAAUUUGCAGCUCAUUUCCCAUAUAGAAGAAGGAAAGCUGGAUACAGAAGGGCUUCUUCGAAUACCGGGUGUGGCAGCAAGGGUAAAGGUAAACUGAUCUUUCAAUUCUGGAAAGAGAGUGUUAGAUUAAUUACAUAUAUUUUAUUGUUAAUAGUAAUAAUUUGGUAACUUGUGUUCAGUGGCAAGAUCAUGAGAUCCUUAUGACAUUUUAUAAUUAUAACAAUCGUAUCUUAAAAACAAAUUUACAUUAAUCCUUGGACAACUGACUGUGGUUUUGCCAAAGCUGAGUGACUGAGCAGGAGUGUGUGUGAUAGAAACCUCCUUUCCAAAACUUAAUUUAUUACAUUGUGAGUUCUGGUUUGUUCACAAAUGUAGGCUUUUUGUAUGCGUUGGUAUAGGUAUUCUUUUAUUGAAUUAAGGACAGGGUGAAGGACAAUUAACUCUAUUCUUCCUACAUGUUGACCCUUCAUUACUCUGAUGUUAUCCUGGAUUGUGGUUAGCCACCUGGGUAAACAAGACUUUGCUCUCAGUCCCUCUGAGAGCAUCUGUGUAUGGACUGUUUUUUUGAGAAAAACUUAUCCUCUUUUUUCCUUCUACUUCAUACCUGAUUUUUACCACUGUGCAUGUCAAAUUUUAAAUCUAGAGCAGAUGGUUUUCAUAUUUAGCAUCAUGUGUGUACUCUGGGCCUGCUAAUUGUGGAUUAUGCUUGCAUAGAAAUCUUGACCUGGCAAAGUGGCUAAAUUGAAGCAUAGCUCCAUUGAGAUGAAAUAGGCAAUAAUGGAGUGGGGAGGGUAAAUACAAUACAAAUCCCUGUUGUCCAAACAUGCAGGUUGAUUGCAAGCCUCUGUUUAGAUGGCCAAAUAAGCAUGCAUGCAAGCUCUUUUUGGAGAAAAAUGUGUGGAGACCACAGGAGCUCUUCAUUUAACCUGCUCUGAAUGUUGAAUUGCAGAUACUGUACAUAGGUGUCUUGUUAACUUAGGACAGUGGUGUCCAAACUUUUUAAAAAGAGGGCCAGAUUUGAUGAAGUGAAGGGCUGUAAGGGCCGACCAUAGGGUCAACCAAUGUUGUUAGCCUUUUUGGGGGGUUGAAGUUGUUGAGAUUUUUUUAGGAUUUUACCCUGGGAAAUAAACUGCCACAGGGGCUGAAUUGAACCGAACGGCGGGCCGGAUUAGGCCCCCAAAAUGGACUUUGGACAUGCCUGGCUUAGGAAGAUUGGCAUCAUGUGUUAAUCAUCUGAAGAGCCACAAAUGAAUUCAGAACACCUGAAUUCAAGCAUCUGCAACACUUGAUCAUAUUUCUAGAGAUGUUGUAUAAAUAGAGAGCAUUUUGAUACAUGACACUGAAUGCGCCUUUGCACAUCCUCUUUUGCUAUUGAAUACUGUUAAUGGGCCAGGGAGCACAAAGGAGAUCCAUUGUCAAAUGGAGUAUCUGUUUUGACUGCAUACGUAGCAUUAUAUAAACACAGGAAAUACAAAACGUCAUUUUUAGCACUACGCCCUGACAUAUAAUUGACACACACCCAAAAACCUAGCUCAGUUUUUUACAUUAAAAUGUGUGCCUAGUUUUACCGUUGAUGUUUUGGAUAAAUAAGAUGAUUUCAUAUCCCCCUUUUUAAAAAACAUUAAAUAUAUGUGUGAAGUGCAUAAAGACUUUUCGGCCUCUUGUCUUCUAGAAUCUUUGCCAGGAGCUUGAAGCAAAGUUUUAUGAAGGGACUUUCCACUGGGAAAAUGUAAAACAGCACGAUGCAGCAAGUCUUCUGAAACUCUUUAUUCGAGAACUGCCUCAACCACUGCUCACUGUGGAGUAUCUCAAGGCCUUCCAGGAUGUGCAAAGUAAGUAUAACUCCUUCUGGUUCAGAAUUAGGGGAGUCAUUAUGCAGAGCAGGCCUUUUUUUCCAGGUCAGCCUUCUUACAUCCCUAUAGGGAACCUAUGGGAGGACUCAGUAAUUAAACCCCCCCCCCCCAAAAAAAAAAUAAUUCUAGAAAUAACAAACUUUGUGGAGUUCUGGAGAGCCACAGGGAGAAAAUACCUGUAUGGCCUUGCAGGCUACAGGUUAAUAACCCAUGUUGUAGAAUCUCAUGUUGCACAUACAAGAAUUGUGUUCCUACAGUUCUGGAAACUGUUCUCCCUCAUAGUCUUUGUUGUGGAACAGUCAAACAACCACUUGCACCAUUAAUCUUUUCUGGGCAUGGCUAUUCUUCAUUGGCAAGCGAGUCCAUGAAAUUUUCUGCAAAUAGUCCAUUAGCUUGCUUGCAUCUGAAAACAAAUACCUCCCUCCAAUAAUUUAUUCCAGUUGGCAACCCUGUCUGCCAUGAUGGCUAGGUUAUCAGUAAACAUUUUAAAGAAAAUGUCUACAUAGAGAUUUUCAAGCUUGCUGAACACACCUAAUGAUGUUGUUGUUGGUUGUAAUUGCUGCCUUAGAAAUCCUCCAGAGAUGUGGGACUCCCAUACUACAUUUAGCACCACAAAUGACUUGCAAUGCAGCAAUACCAGAAGCAUGGUCAACAAAGAGCAUUGUGCUUCAGUGAGCUUUUUAGCAUGUGACACUAAGCCAUUCUUUUUACUGACUGUCAUAAAUUCCUUUCAUAGUCGUGGGCAUAAAUGGAUGUUUCAUCUGUGAAGGAUUUUACUUUGGUCUACUAAAUACUGUAUUAAUAAGCAUUACAUUAUGUGAGAGCCAGUGUGGUGUAGUGGUUAAGAGCGGUAGAUUCGUAAUCUGGGGAACCGGGUUCACGUCUCCGCUCCUCCACAUGCAGCUGCUGGGUGACCUUGGGCCAGUCACACUUCUCUGAAGUCUCUUAGCCCCACUUAACUCACAGAGUGUUUGUUGAGGGGGAGGAAGGGAAAGGAGAAUGUUAGCUGCUUUGAGACUCCUUCAGGUAGUGAUAAAGUGGGAUAGCAAAUCCAAACUCUUCCCACAUUAUGUAACAAAGUAGCAAAAGUAAGGCAUUACUUGGGAAAUCAUGAAUCCCAAAAUUUGUAAUAAUGGAUCUUGUGGCAGUUGAGUCAUGAAGCAGAAUGGGAAAACAAGAUGAGGUGACUGCCUCAUGCGGCAGGAUUCACAGGGCUGUCAAUCCCAAUGUAGAUGUUUAUACUUCCUUUGUUCCUGAUGUUGAUGUUCAUCCCCCCUUCUUACCUGACGGGGAGUGGGGUGCCAUUUUGUGGUUUGCCUGAGGUGCCAAAAUGUCUUGGUUGCUUUUUACCUGUGAAGAUAACCAAGAGAAAUCCAUAAACAUUAAUAUUUUUGAGGAAAAUGCAAAAUGAUUCAAAAACAUAUUCACAAAUUGAGAUUUGCAUGUUUCACUGACAGAACUUCCAACGAAGAAGCAUCAGCUGCAAGCACUGAAUCUUUUGGUCCUCCUUCUCCCAGACGGAAAUAGAGAUACUCUUAAGGUUAGACCUGAGACUUCACCAUUAAAAAAGCACUUCUGCAAUUACACUUCUACCUACAGCAACUAGGGCUACUCCCCACUUCUCUUCCUCCCCAGUUGGGGUUCCAGAGCCAUGCUUCUACCACAAGGAUAGGCCUGGAAUCUUGAUUGCGGGAAAGGUGUAAGUGCAGGGCCUAAUUCUUGGCACCACACUUCAAAGGAGAAUGUGGACAAAUUAGAAUGGUUUCAGAAAGGAUGGUUGGGGGUAUGGAAACCUUUCGUUUGAGGAGAGGUUAAGGGAAUGGGGUAUGUUUACUCUGAAUAAGUGGACUGAUAUGGUAAAAAGGUAAAGGGACCCCUGACCAUUAGGUCCAGUUAUGACCGACUCUGGGGUUGUGGCGCUCAUCUCGCUUUAUUGGCCGAGGGAGCCAACGUACAUCUUCCUGGUCAUGUGGCCAGCAUUACUAAGCCACUUCUGGUGAACCAGAGCAGCGCCGUUUACCUUCCCGGUGGAGCGGUACCUAUUUAUCUACUUGCACUUUGACGUGCUUUUGAACUGCUAGGUUGACAGGAGCAGGGACCGAGCAACGGGAGCUCACCCUGUCGCGGGGAUUCGAACCGCCGACCUUCUGAUCGGCAAGUCCUAGGCUCUGUGGUUUAACCCACAGCGCCACCCGCAUCCCUAGGACUGAUAUGGUAGCAGCACUCCUCAAAUAUCAGAAAAGCUCUCACUUGUUCUCUGCUGCCUCAGAUCUAAUGGGCUUAGAGGAUAGCUAUCAAUUCAACAUUAGGAGAAAUCACUUGACCAUAAGAGCAAUUUAGCAAUAAAACUAAUUAACUAGAGGGAUGAUGGACUGUUCCACACUGGAGGUUUUCAGGUAGGGUCUGGACAGCCAUUGAUGGAUACUCUACCUCUGGAUUUGCUGCUAGACUAGAUGGCCUACAAGGUCCCUUCUCAGGCCCAUAAUAAAUCUCACAACCACUAACACAAAUUUACCUUUAAGGAGUUAGGCAGCCCACAGAGAGGGUCACUGCUGGUCUUGCAAAGAACCAGAGUACAGCUAAACAAAAUCUAGGGCAACCUUGAAUAUGUAAUAUAUGCUUGACUUAGUCAGCAGUAUAUUCGUUAGAAGAAGGAUAGCCAGUGUGGUUUCCUAUAGAUGUUGGUGGAAUCCAACUCCUAUCACCCUGACCCUUGGCCAUGCUGGCUUGGGCUCAUGGAAGUUGUAGUUAAACAAGGCUGGUUUAAUUUCAUUGUACACAGGUUGUACAAUGACAAUAAAGGUAUUAUUAUUAUUAUUAUUAUUGGACACCAUGUUGGCUAUCUCUGAUCCAGAAUAAAGAUUUCAGAUGCCUACCUUUCUUUUUACUGAAAGUAAAAGGAAGUUGACUUUGAUUUUUGGAGAAAUCACUUGUUUAGUUUAACCACUGAAGUUACUAGUUGAUUUAACACUGUGCAUGUACUUUUUAAAAAGCGCACUAUUUGAGCAUGUUUCUUGUUUGUUUGCACAUGCCUACUUUGCCAAUGCUGUUCUCAUUUUCAGGCACUGCUUGAAUUUCUUCAAAGGGUAAUUGAUCACCGAGAUAAAAAUAAAAUGACCCUAAAGAAUGUUGCCAUGGUUAUGGCUCCAAACAUCUUCAUGUUUCAUGGUUUGGGCUCAAAGAACACAGAGCAAAGCGAGUUUGUUAUGGCGGCUGGGACAGCAAAUGUCAUGCGUUUUAUGAUUAGAAACCAAAACCUUUUAUGGACUGUAAGUUUGUUUAAAAGUGCUUAUUGUCAUUAGAGAAGAGCUUUCCAAAUUUUUCAUGUUGGUGACACAAUUUUUAGACAUGCAUCAUUUCACAACAUAGUAAUUCAGUUUUACUAGCAAACUGGAGGUUAAACUACGGCAACAUGGAAGAGGAGCGUGGGGAGAGUUUGUGCAACAUACCUACACACUGCGGCCGACACACUAACGUGUCGUGACACACAGUUUGGAAAGCUCUGCAUUAGAGACUUGUUUGAAACAGAAGGGCCACCAUUUUACAAAUUUUACUGAACACACACACACACACAAACAUACAUACACACACGCAAUGCAGAUGACUCGAUUCAUUCUGAGCAGCUGGAUGUAAGAGCUACAUAGAUAUACAAAUUUAAUAAUUAAUAAUAUUGAGCUAGUUUGUGUUAAAAAAAAAAAGGUCAGCGUAAGCUAUAAAACAUGCCUGUUUUAUGUAGUUCAAAAUAUGGAUGGAGUACAUAAUUGGCAACUCCCAUCUCUUGCGGGGGUGCAAUUAGUGCCAGCAUCGUCCGUUAAGAGUUUGGGUGUAAUCUUCGAUACCUCCCUCUCUAUGGAGGCGCAGAUUACAGCUAUAACAAAGGCGGCAUUUUUUCAUCUCCGCCAAGCUAAGCAGUUGGCUCCUUAUCUCUCUCGCCCUGUGAGGCUUAUCUCUCUAGCCACUGUGAUCCAUGCGACGGUCACCUCCAGACUGGAUUAUUGUAACUCGCUCUACAUGGGGCUGCCCUUGAGACUGACCCAGAAACUCCAGCGGGUGCAGAAUGCCGCAGCGAGACUCCUUAUGGGGUCUUCGCUGCGAGAUCACAUUCAUCCGGUACUAUACCAGCUGCACUGGCUCCCGGUGGAGUACAGGAUCAGGUUUAAGGUGCUGGUUUUAACCUUUAAAGCCCUAUACGGCCUAGGACCCUUGUACCUACGGGACCGCCUCUCCUGGUAUGUCCCACAGAAGAACUUACGGUCUGCAAAUAAAAACAUCACAAGAGACUAGGGCCCUGCAGGACCUGACAUCUUUCCGCAGGGCCUGUAAGACAGAGCUGUUCCACCAGGCCUUUGGUCAAGGCGCAGCCUGACCCCCUCCGCUGGCAGUCUGCACAGAAUUUUGCUUAAUGGUUGCCAUCAAUUUGAUUUUAAUUAAUUUUUAUAAUGAAAGGUUUUUAGAAUGUUGGAUUAUUUUGAUUGUUGUUAGCCGCCCUGAGCCCAGCUUUGGCUGGGGAGGGCGGGGUAUAAAUAAAAUUUAUUAUUAUUAUUAUUAAAAAUAUAAAAAUACAAUAAACCAAAUAAAAACACCCAACAGAUUUUUUAAAAAAGCUUCACUGAAGGAAAAGAGAUUUUCUCUUCUAGAAAUGUAAUUGUUAUAUUAUUAAUCAUGUUUAAAUGGUUGUAGGCUGCCUUGAGUAUGCAUUACACAGAAAGACAGGAAACAAAUUCUAGAAUGAAUAAAUUAUACAAUUAGAGCCAUAUUUUGUUAUAUCUUGGUUAUUUCCAUAUACGUUAGUGUUGAAAGCUUAGUUUUGCCCUUCUGUGGGUUUAUUCACACAUGCAGACAACAAUAUGGAAGGCAGAGCACUAUUCAUGAGAAACUGCUUGUGCGGCAGUCUGAUUUCACAACACCAAUAUAGACCUGUUACUUGUACAAAAACUGACCUGAGAUGAUUAGCUACACCUUAUAUGGUUUUACUAUGAAGAGGUUCUGUGCAAUUAUAUUUCAUACCGUGUCUUUGCAUCUAUCAUUUGAGUCUCAUUUUUAACAAUAUAAUUCUGUUCUUGUUUGACAUAAAUAUUGGUGUUUGAUAUUCCAUAUUUGAUAUGUCUUGUCACUAGGAGGAUAUAAACAUUUGUUUAUAGGAGCCGACUGUAUCAAUGGUGUUAAUAAUAGAUUUUAUGCUUAGAUUCCUACAUUCCUUGUGAACCAAGUAAGAAAGCAAAAUACUGAAAGUCAGAAAAAGGAGAAAAAGGACAAAGCUGUGAAAAAAUUGCUGAAGAAAAUGGCUUAUGACCGUGAAAAGCACGAGAAGCAAGAUAAAAAUGUCAAUGAUGUAAAAAGUGUCAAUGAGGUAAGCAAGUAACUUUCAGUAAAUUAGAGUAGGUCGUCGUCUUCUUCGGCGAUUGCUUGUAGCUGAGUAAGAUUGUCUUCCAUAAACACAGUUUUAACAAUGACUUUGGAGGCCAGUUCUGGAUCCGCACGUCUUUCCACAGUGGGGACAUAGUUUUCUGGGCCGGAGUUAAUCACGGUGGGGGUUUGCCAAGCAUGCCUUCCUCUUAGCAUGUUUCUCCCUUGCGUCCUGAGUUGGAGUGUCUUCAAAGCCCAUGACACCUUCGGUAAAGGCUGUUCUCCAAUUGGAACUACCAGAGCUAGUGAUAGUGAUAAAAUAGCAGUGCUUCCAUAUUUACAAUUUGCCUUUUCUUGAUGAAUAAAUGUAAUUAUCUGAAAAACAUGAUCUUAUUAAAACAGUGCCUUGCCUAUUAGCAAAGAAGGGUUUAUAACAUGUAUUUAGUUACUAAGAUAAUCAAAAUGGCUAGAUGUUCCAGUUUGGAAGGCCUAUAUUUGUAACACUUGAACGUUCCAAAGCGCUUGCUUACUGUUGCGAAACUGUCAUGGUUCAGUCGUACCUAGCUUUCUUGCUUCACUUUCAGAGUGAAAGGUAAAGAUUCAUGGCCCUGAGCAAGGGUGUAAACUGCAUACUUGUUUCAGCAGAGGAAAGUAGAAGAGCACCUCUGAAAUGAUUGAAGUUUAUUUCUUCUGUCAGUUUGGCAUCCAGAUUAGUGCACCACAUAAAUGCCAAUAAACAAUAAAGUGAUUUUAGAACACAGUCUCUAAAAACAGUCAUGGAAGUAUCUGUAAGAACAGCAGCAGAAGAAACAAAAUCCAUUCCCUUUUUAAAGUAUGGAAUAUAUAUAAAUAAUAAUAAUAAUAAUAAUAAUAAUAUUAAUAUCUUUAUUAUAUAUAUAUUUAAAAAGGUACAAAUCAAUUCAGUCACUAGCGUUUUGGGGUAAACACUUGCUGGUCUGUUGUUAUCGAUUGGUUAAACAUAACUUUAUCUCUAAUUAAUUAUAUCCAGCCUGUGUUAAGAUCAAAUAUCAGAAUACAUACGUGAUCUGUAUUCUGAAUGCAGAUUCUCUUUGGAUGUGUGUAGCCCAUCAUUAACUAAAGUCAUAUUCACAAUUUAGUGAAUUAGAGACAUCUUGUGGAAGAAUGCAAAAUUGCACUGGCUCAUCACGUUAUAAUAAUGAUUAUUCAUUAUAAUCUAUUGGCAUAUUGGGGGCCAAACUGGAUGUGGUUAUGGUAGGCAUUUUUGUUACAAAUUUUUGGGGUGUUGUGUAUUUAACUUUUAAAUAUAAAAUAAGAGCAGGAGGUAAACCUUUUCCCAGUUUAACUCCUUGUGCUCCACCAUUCCAGUUUCUGACCUGGCUGGGGGAGGGAGUUUGGGAGACAAAGCAUCCGACAAUAAAGCAGAAAAGGGUUCCCCUACCCUUAUCCCAACUGUGGCCUCUUGAUGUUAAAAUUAGGCCUUAUAGCUCACUGCUUCAUAUGUAUCUAGGGCACAGCAUGCAGAAUCCUCAAAAUUUGGUCAGCUCUCUUAAUUGCAGCAAUUUCAAAUCUAAAAUUUUAAACUGAAUUCUCUUGGAAAAUAAAAAGUUGUUAUUGUUCAUGGGCUUGGAUAGUGCAGCAUGCCAUGCGCUUUGUAUGCAGCUGUAUAGACAAGAGGGAACCUCAGGAGAGUAAGAAGAUCUAGCACCUUCUCUGAUUCCCUUUUCCCAUUGUCUUUUAAUGAGUGCACUCUUUGUCCCUGGUCACCGCAGUACAAGUCAAGGUGACUCAGGCUGUCACCUGACGAUGUAGCAGGAAGGCAAGUGGGGCUCAUUACACAGCAUGCCUUCAGUGUGUUGUGUAAACAUCUACUGGAUAUAGCUGGCUUCAGUCAUUUCAGGCCAUCUUGAUACUGAACACAUUAUUUCUCGAGACCAGUGUGGCCAAACUUGGGUCUCCAGCUGUUUUUGGACUACAACUCCCAUCAUCCCUAGCUAACAGGACCAGUGGUAAGGGAUGAUGGAAAUUGUAGUCCCAAAACAGCUGGAGACCCAAGUGUGGCCAACACUGGUCUAGACCUAUCCAGUAAUGGCAAAAGUCAGCUUGGCCAUUAGGAAUAUAGAGUGAUGCAGUAAAGUAGGGGUGGAUCCUUAUCUCUUCCACCCUGUGUUAACCAACCUGUCAGUCCCCUGGGACCAAUCAUAGUGGUGUCAGUGGACCUGUUUUCCUUGUCCAUGUGGCUUGAAAUCAAACGGUUGUGGGUAAAGGCAGUGCUUUGAAAGGGAAUCAUCUGGGGGGGGGGGGCUUGCAAAGGACUGUACGUCCUCUGCUUCCUGAUCAGUAGCUCUGCAGUGUAGCUGAUCCCAGUGUAGCUGAUCCCAGCUGCCAGCACCAGUCAGCUGAUAGGCACUGUGGAUCUUGCUGUUGGAUAAGCACAACACUUUGCAACCACCAACAAUUGGCACCAACAUAUAACAUCAGUUGUUGGGCAAGUGGCCGUAGUUUGGGGGAAAUGGCCUUGUAGGCCAAAUUGGGACCCAUAUCAGGCCUGCAGGCACUAAAGGAAGGCAACAUAAAUUAUUAUUACUACAGUUUCUGGAAGGAGUUGGAAGCUAUUGGUUUCUUGCCCUACACAUUAAUAGGAAGACUUUGUAACCCUCUACAUAUAGAUUCCUAACUCACCUAUCCUUUAUUAUCUGUGCCUCUGUUCUGUAAUAAAAAAGUUUGUAUUCUUUUUUUUUUUUACAAGCUGAGAAGUGGAUACACCUGCUCUGCUGGCACUCCUAAUGCUUUCUUUCACGUUAUUAAAUCUAGUAUAUGAGAAGCCAGGCUAUAGUAGCAAAAACCUUCCAGAGGUUAUCCAAGGAUUACAACUAAUAAGAUAGGUUUUAAUAAAAUUUUAUGUAGGAUGUGUUGGAUUUUAAAGAAGGAAAGAACCCUAAGAUUUUAAAAGCAAUUUCAUUUUAUAAUUUGAUACGAGAUAGUUCAGUCAGAAUUUGAAAUUAAACUCAUUUCUUCACAUUUUGCAAUUAAGAGUUGCAUAAAAGCUUUUCUUUAGGUCUGUAGUAUAACUGAAAAGAGAAUUCACAUUUGGUUAAAAAAUAUCUAAUUGGUUCAGAAAUGUUCUUAUAAUAACCUAAGGUACAAUUAAGAAUAAUAUUUUGUUAGUUUCCGGUGCACAACAGGAUCCGAUUAAUGUGCAAAUGUAAGAUCACAAAAGCAUGCUUCAUAAUGUGCCCUGACUGUGCAAAUGUGGUGGUAACAAUGUAAAAUAUAGGCGUCUGUAAGCAUUUUGCAAAAUUGUAUAACUGGUAAUUCCCACCCACCCCACCAUCUUGCUCUCCAUACAAUAUCCCUAACUUGAGUAUUCAGUACGUGAGCUGUCCCAACUAUUUAUUCUGCACUAUGUUUGGAGAAACUCCUCAAAGCCAGCUGCAAGCUGCUCCAUUCCAAUGCCAUUACUGCUUUGCAGGCUGAUGUUCCUCAGGGAGUAAUAUGGGUGCAAGCGCCUCAUCUUUCCAAAGUUUCCAUGGCAAUCCAGCUGACGGAAGAACUAAAAGCUUGUGAUGUAGUGGCCAGGUUCCUCAGCCAAAAAAGGUACUGUACAAGCAUUUCUGUCUCUCAUUUUCUCCCAAACUCCACCACCACCACCACCACCACCACCACCACCACACCUCCUCCCCCUCCCCUCCCCCUCCUCCUCCUCCUCCUUCUCCUCUUCUUCUUCUUCUUUUACUUCUUCUUUGUGUUGACUUGAUUCUGCAGCAAGAAAAAAACAAACGUACCCUGACAUAAUUAAGCUCAAGGGACCAGUGUAUAUUUAGGGCACAGUGCUGUGGGUCUCUGUGAGGGCAUCUUGGGGACUAUAGGAUUCCACAAAUCACCUUUGUGGACCUUUGAGUAUAUGAGUUUCUACAAGUAAUUUUGUUUCCAUGCAAUUCAUUGUAGCGUGUAGCUCCUUUUUCUAAUCAUCCCAAUAUGAGAUGUUUAUUCAGUAAGUUAACAGAUGGAGAAAGAUAGCAAGAUAAUUUUAGCGCACUGGCAAAUCUCCUGAGCUGUAGAGCUUUUCCUAAGCACAUCUAGUAGCUUUUGGUUGCAAGUUAUUUGGUACUCUGCUGAAUAAUUUUGUUGCAUUCCUUUGUAGUGGGACCGUCCAGUCUCUGAAGAAAGAAGAAGUGUUUUUAUAUGAAGUUGGAGGGAACAUUGGUAAGGCUCUUUACAUUGUAGACUGGUUUCAAACUUUGCUUAAAGCACAUGUUGCAGCUGGAAUGACCUCAUACAGGUGUAUGAGUAAUUUCUUGCAUGGAAGUGCCCCCAAUAUCUAUUGUUUUGGAAGUGACGUAUGUCAAGAAUUAGGCUAGAAGCUUUCUAGCUUGAUGUGCAGGUUUGAAUGUACCCUGAUGUGCAGGUUUGAAUGUACAGGAGUAGGAAGAACGAGGUGAGGAUUUAUUGGCAAUGUGUGUCCUCAUGCAGUGGCAGCCAAUGAGGGUUGAGGGCUGUAUUAAUCAGCACUGCCUCAAAAAACAGGCAAUAGGUUUGUAGGGAGGUCAGCACCCACCCACUCCCCCUUUAGCCAUGGUAUGGUAUUAACUGACCAGCUUCAGAGCUGAGUAGGAUUCUCAGCAGGGGAGAUGUAUUGCACAGGGCCUAAUUAAUUAGAUUAUCAUUAUACGUUCACAACUGCUGGAAUAGUACAAGUAAAAGAGAGAGCAGUAAAGAUUGGUGUGCUCCUUAAGGUGAAACAUAAAGUCACCAUCCUUUCAAGACAAUUGGGGUGAGGAAGCUGGGGGCAUGCUGGACUUGCCCAUCUAAAAGUAAUUGGCUUGGAGGGUGAAUUUAGUAUGGAUUCCCUAAGUGUACCACAAAGCAUGGCAGUUGACCGCUCAGUGGUUUUUACUCCUUCUGUCUCUGAACCAGUGUGGAACUCACUUAGAAUUCAGCAUCUGAUCUGCUGAGAUCACUGUGUGAUUUAGGUGUUAUGGUUUGCUUCAGUUAUUAACUCAAUCAGAGUUAAUAAAGUUGUGGUUUUGUUUUAUCCCUUGGUUGGUCCUCAUUUCCUCUGUUUCCAUAAUCCGAUGCAUGUUGACACAGAAACAACUUCCACUAAGCUCAAUAGGACUUAUUCCUAUUUGCAUACAGUCUUAUCUUAAUCAUUUUCAAAAUAAUCUGUAGUUUUACAUAAUAUAUGUGUUUUCCUAACAGGUGAACGCUGCCUGGAUGAUGAUACCUACAUGAAGGAUUUGCAUCAGCUAAACCCAAAUGCUGAGUGGGUUAUAAAAUCUAAAAACUGCUGACUUUUUUUUAAUUUACAGAGAGAUAACUGUGACUGUUUUUUGUAAAACUAAUGCUCACGUGCACCAAAAUAAAAGCGUGAUGUAUUCAUUGGAUACGUCACAAAUAUUGCACUGUUAAGGGGCAUUGGCAGUGCUGCAGUUGGCUUACAGGAAGCCUUCUCCCUUUCUCCCAAGUCAAUGCAAACUACUGUAGCAAAACUGGCAGGGCAGGUAGCUGUGUGAUCUUAACUGAUUUUGUUGCACAGGAACAGUAUGUACAGAACUUUUUUCUUAUGGGAACCAUUGUGCCUUUGGUAUGGUCCCAUCUAAUUCCCAUUACUUUCAGAUUGCUUGUUAUGGCUUCAUUUCUCCAAUGAAGGGUCAAUUUUCUUAACGAAGACAUCUGUAAAAAUUAGAUGUUCCUUCAUUGGGCCAUCCAAAUUAUAAAUGGUGCUUGUAUUCCCUAUGUAAUCAGAACAAUAGUGGCACAAAGAGUGCCACACAAACUUACUACAUGCAUUUGUUUAAGACACACAAAACCAUGUACCUACCCUUUCUGUCCCCAGAAACACAUUCAUAUGGGAAAGCUAAUGUGACAUAAUACUGACAAAACUAUCUUUACCCGGAAACAGUUCCUGUGAUCAUUGUGAUGAAAAAUGUAUUGCUAUGAAGCCAGUAUACCAAAGAAAAUCUCUGUAUUACCACCCUAGAUUCCACAGUCUUCUCAAUUCUUAAUGAGCUGCUACAAAUAUAAGCAUUCUAGGGAAAGGAAAUAUAUAUGGAACUUAAGUUCCAUAACAUAUUAGGCAUUUCUUUCAUAAUUCCAUGUUGACAAUAGUGUGAAAAUUUGAAUACAAAUGCUUCUGUGUGAUGAGUGCAAUACUCACACUGGGCAAUCUACGCAGGUUGGGAAAAGAACCCAUGUAUAGUGUCUCCAUGUAUGGUAUUAAUGUGACUAGUCAUAUCAGUGAUCAUUCAAGGGUCAAAUAUCCCCCCAAUGUCUUAGACAUAUGCACAGAUAAUGUUUUCAAUUCAGUAUUGUCUAAAGUCAGUGAAGUCCAAAGAUAAUAUUCAUGACCUUUUAAUUUCAGCAUACUCACAUUGAAGCUUACAGUGUAGUCGUUGAACACACUGUUGUGCAUUCUGUGCAGAUUAACAUGGCUGAAAGUCUCACAAUGAAAGGUAUGGUCUUGGGCUUUGCUUAAGCAUUCUUUUAACAACAAAGUUGUCAUAAAAAGCAAUUCACUUGUGGUUGAACAUAAAGAUGUGUUUUUCUCCCUACAGUGGAAGGGGUGAGGCUAAUUGUAUGCAGAUGAGCAUUUACCUUAUGUAGGUGGGGCUCACAGCAGAUGUCUGCAAGGACAUGUUGACCUUUGCGUUUUGUUCUUCAGAAACAAAAUCAACAGAAAUUAAGCUUGUAUAAAUAAUGACAAAAAGAGGAUGAAAUGUAUUACUUCUAGGGUGCAAGUCUUAAGAUGCCUUCCUAUUUUCAACAAGGGAGUAUUACUGACAUUCAUUUUUGGCAGUAGCUAUGAGCUCUUGCACCACCGACAAACCAUGUGCUCCCGUGUCACUGAAAUUAUUCUAGCUUCUCUUGCUCCACAAUUAAUAGGCUAUCAGAAGAGUCAGAUGUUCAGAAGCACAAACCUCAGUGGUAUCUUCACUUGCAACAUUCCCAGGGAACUGCGACCUAAUCUCCUGCCAUAAAAUGACCGUAUUGGUUUUCAAAGCCUCACCCUUCAUGAUCUCGUACUUUGGUGGGAUUUGACUGUUUCAGGUCAGUAAAGUAAGGAGAAGAAAGCUUGUCCAAGCAGGAACUAGCUAGCACAGGGAAUCUCUGGCCCUCCUGGUGUUCUUGGACUCCCAUCAUCCCUGGCCAUUUGUCAUGCUGGCAGGGGCUGAUGGGAGUUGUAGUCUGACAGCAUCUGGAGGGCUGUGAAUCCUGCAUCCUUAAGGUGGAAGCUCCUGGAACUCUUACCUCUCCUGCCACAGUCCACAUGGCUACCAGGAUGGCUUUCCCUUCUCUCCUUGAUUGGCAUGCAGCCAUAACUGGGGUUUCCCACUAGCCAUCUCUGGUAAAGAGGAAAUUUUAAAGGCAGAAUAGUUUAUGAAUCUGGAACCUAGUUUAACAGGUAAUAUGAGAUGCAUAAUGCAACCUUUGUAAUACUUUACAGUCUGUAGUUGCUGCAAAUCAGACUCAAUUGCAAGGGAAAUUUUAGGUAUUUGAAUCAGAAACAAUUACUGCUGCUGGGAACAGCUGUAGCGGUCAUUUAACUACAAAUGGCCUGUAGAUUUGAUUUUUUUUAAAAAAAAUAACGUUUGUUGCAGGGUUAGUGCCAUUUUUAUUACUAUUUGAACAGCUCUUUUAUAUAUGUAAAUGAAUUUUCAUAAUCUAAUUUGAUUUAUGAUGUGUAUACGUGGAGUAUACACAACAGAUACACUGACUAGUUAAUGGGGAAGGGUGGGGAGUUACCACACUUGUGUAGAUUUGUACAUAAAAUGUUUCAGAUGAAAAA
Podarcis lilfordi (Lilford's wall lizard) is the source of this 45992-nucleotide messenger RNA. The record is from the annotation of a GenBank genome assembly. NCBI's taxonomy places the organism in Eukaryota, Metazoa, Chordata, Lepidosauria, Squamata, Lacertidae.